Messenger RNA from Amoebophrya sp. A25, 47187 nucleotides. The record is from the annotation of a GenBank genome assembly. Lineage: Eukaryota; Dinophyceae; Syndiniales; Amoebophryaceae.
CUUCGGCGUUAGCUUAGGCAAGGAAGGUGAGGGCCCAGAUCUAGGGAGCUAGGUAGCAAGGCGCUGCGCAUGCCGGGGAAGUGAGUCUCUUGAGUCUAGGAAUGACAUGCCACCACCACCCGCCAGGCCACUGGGGUUUAUUAGCUCGCUUGGUGUAUGCGCUUGGGUUCAACGGGGCUCAGCGGGUGACUGUGUCUGAUAUCAAGUGGCGGCGGACGACUGUGCUUGUGUCUGAUAUCGAGGGGAGCUAUCACUAUUUCUGCUUAUGGAUUGCCAUCACGCCUGGCGUUUCACUGAAGAACAGUGCCUGUUUGGAUAGCAAGAACGAGCGUGACAUGCGCAGCUGCUGUCUGGAAAAAGUUCCGGCCUCGAAUUGCGGUCUUGGCGAUGCGACGACUUGCGCGAAAUUUCCGAUCUUGGAACUUGACAGAGGCACGAAGCUCGUCAAUUUGGGCGACAACUGUGACCAGGGCCCCGGCUGUAUCCGUGUCCAGCUGUCAUUCCUGCGCGCAGUGUCUGACUACAGUUACAAACAGACGCAUAGGAACACCGCAAGGGCCUAGAAUUUUGCAGGAUCUUGCUAUGGUCAAUUUUGCAGGGAGUUGAAUGCCCGCGACUUCUGUUCUGUAUGUAUUUGAUAACUAGCGCCCAAUCUGGUCACCUUCCUCUUCAAUGCGUAGAAGGGUAGAACCCUUCCGCGCCGCUUUCCAUGAAUGUAAAGCAGGCGCAGAAGGUUCGGCGGAAGAUGGUCGAAGGAGCUGGGCGUUGGUUGGCGGCGUCUCCAUUGAAAGGCACCGGGCGAGUUUGGUUUAUUAGUCAUAAGGCGUCUCGCCUUUUUUGCUUUUUUCAUGUUUGCAACUCGACGCGCAAGGACUCAACCUUCGGCAGCAGGUAACAAAAGGAAAAGCGCGAAAAAGUGAACCGGUAACAAGACAGGAGCACAAACAAGGGCAGACAAGGCAAGGCAGCAGCAUGAACAAGAACAGGGCAGGGCAUAAACAAAAGCAAGGCAGGAGCACGAACAAAAGAAAAGGACGGGGGACCCCUGCCCGCCUUCGUGCCUCCGUGUUGCGUGAAUAAGUGGCGCAGCGCGUUACCCACUCGGCUGGGGUCGCUUUUUUGUCGUAUUCCUUUGGGGGAAUAUAAACAGAAAAGGCGGCCAGUCGUGUAGGCCUCUUGUUAUGUACCUCACCCAGCCGCAGUCGCCUGGAUCGGUUGGCUGCGGGUUCUUCGGCUAUUGUGGUGGACUCGGGUUCGGCACCGGUCUGGCGGGUUAGCUCGUUGCCGUGUGUGGCCCCUGGGCGUUUCUUUGCCCGUGGGCUUGCUGUGUGGUGGGUCGUGUUGUUUGGGCCGGGGGGGUUCGUGCUCGUCGUCUGUCUUGUGCUCGCCAGGUCUUUGCGGCGGCCGCUUUUCGUGUCGUUUUCGGCGAAUAAGAGCCGCCGGAGAGAGGGCGCGGCGGGUCCCUUGGUUGCUUUUGGUUUUCGUUUCUUGGUUGUCUUUGGGGGCUCGAUGUUGGCUCUGGUCGUUGCUCUCGGAUUUACUUUGGCGCGCUGGUGGGCUGUAGUGGUCAUGCUCUUCCCCUUGACGUGUUGGCGCUUUUUCAUCUUUAUGGUGCUAGAGAUUAGCGCAAGCGUGGCGCGCUAUCCUCGUAGGUAGUUGGCUCUGUGGCGUUCGUUUUGGCGCUGCGCUCUCCAUCAAAUCGGUGGACACCCGGCCGCCUUCGCUUCACGCGCGCCAGUCUUUCAGUGAGGCGCGCCCCGGCUGAAGCGCUUCGCUACGUACUUUGCUCGCCCAAAAAGUCUGCUUUUCUGUGAUGUUGUGAGGCGGACUUAAUGAAAUAAAAAGGCCAAGGCCCCUCCAGGCGUGUCGCGUCUUGCUCUUGGUAUUUUGAAAACCCAAGGAGAGAAAUCGCACCCCUUCGGCCUCGGUGUUUUCGUUCAUUUCCACGGGGUCCAGUUUUCUGAUUUCGGUCGUGGUGUCUAUAGCUCUCUGAUGCCUUAAGGGUCUUGAGAGCCUUACAAAAAUUUGGCAAGAUCUUGCAAAAUUCUGAGUCUGCGCGCGUUCUUAUCUGUUUGCACUUGCUACAAUGUAGACCGGGUGCUGUUGGUGCUCGGGAAUCGCGACACGCACCACCUCAAGAUCAUGUCUGAGGCGGGUAGCUGGCGCGAGCUCUCCGAGUUUUAUCAGCAGCGGGGCGCAUAUGGCCUUGGCGUUCCACAGGGGGAAGGCGCAAACAUCGAGACAGUGGUAAAGUGGUCGCUUACAUUGAGCAACCAGCUUGGUGGACAGUAUGCAUUACCUUCCGAAGCUUGGGAGUCCCGGAGACAAGAGCUGGGGAUCCUUCUCGGCGAAGAUGAUGGCCACGAAAUUACCGACGCCGCGACGGCCGCUAGUUUUGUGUAUGAUCAAUCAUGACGCCCAUGUCUGUAAAGCAUAGGCUGUGAGACGCGCUGCAGCUGGCAGAUCAAAGAAGCAGGAAUGGCAGCAGCUCGCUUUCGCUGUUAUUCUGCCCCGCCUGUGUGUCAUAGAUAUCUCAAAAAGACCGGCGGCACGCGUAGAGGCGCCGGCUUGAGAAUGGCCCCGCGGUGCUUUUUCUUGUGUGUACGCUUUGGCGACGCCCUCGGGCCGCUUGUGAGUCUGGGCCAGUUGCUGGCCGUCCCAUGUGCGGCAUCAGUUUUUUAGACGAAGAGGAGCCCGUGGCGGAUGCGCCUUGCGUAGUGCGUUGUGACCGGGGAGCGCGGCUGUAAAGGAGGAAGCCACACGAAGCGCGCCUCUCUCGGUCGUAGUUGCUUCGGUUCCGUGAUUGUCAGCCCCCCACAGGAGGAGGGGCGCGGGCGGCUGGGGACUGUGCGGGCGGUUCGUGCUCGUUUUCGUGGGCGUGGCGUCGCGUGCCCGCGUGCUAGCGCUGCGCAUCUGUAAACUUCCAUAUACAGACAUGGCUGGCGUGCUUGCUUCCAUUAUGCAAUCUUGGUGGCUCCAGACAAAGCGGAUACAAAACCAGAUGAACGCAGUGACUAUAUGCAUGCAAGUUGCAGCUCCAGCGCGCCCCCUGUUAUGCACUGAAUUAGUACGGCACAAACCUAGACCGUGGGAAGGAUGUUGGUUGAAGAAGAGAGAAGGGGCGAGAGGUGGUGGAGAUUGUGAGGGUGAACGGCUGACCUGAAGUGGAACGGUCGGCCGCAGGAUCCACGUGAGAGAGUCACGACACGUAUGAGCAGACAAAUUGCAAAAUGCUUCAAGAUCGGAAUUGAUUUCAUUCGAAAAAAUUCCUACAGCCGUCGACUAUAUUUAGAACGAAAACAGGGUCUGAGCUGAUCCUGUUCGGCAGUCUUCUCAUCUCGUUCGAAACACCUCAGGGACAACUUCAGCCGCGAGCGUGAUUCCUUCUUCGACCUCGAGAGGCUACUUCCGGCGCGCGGUUCGGUCAUGGCUGCUGCUCUUGCGGCGGAUGGUCUACAAAUAAUUUAACUAGCUACUGAAAGUAAAUAGUUAGAAAUAUCGAGUGAUCUAGUUACAGUUAGUUUUGCUGGGUAGUUAAAAGCUACAUUAAAUUUGUUCGAAAUCAAACUAGAACGGGUGGAGACCUACCGACCUGCUUCCCUCCCGGGCUUCUCGCUUAGGGGGAGAGCCGCAACCUUUCGGGCGCUCGUUUUUUCGACUCGUCCGCCACGGGGUGACGGAUUUCGCGCGCUGGGUUUUCUUGUUUCGAAGAUUCCGGAUUUUGCUACUCUGCUUGCGAACUGGCGACGUUGUUUCGAAGUAGGAGCCGCCUCGCACCGAGAGGAAUCGCCAAGGUUAGAGCAUGCAAAUAGUUUAGAUUUUGAACUAUGAGAAUGGGGCUGGGCUUGAGUCUGAGAGACCCAGGCCCCAGCGUCCUUCUGGGGCUUGAACCAAUUAAGAGCACGCAACUUAUACAAAUUAAGACGGGGGAGAGUCCCUAAAAGGCAGCACGACCUAGAAAGGUGCGCGCCUCGCGUCUUAUAAAUUAAAGCAUGGACUAUCUCCGGCGCAAAUAUUCAAUAGCAACAAAUUUAGCGCAGAGGCAUCCUCAAGGUUUCUCGUCCGACAAAUGUCGCAAAUGGAUGCGCUUCCGGAUUGCGAGCUGGGUUAUCCAAUACACAACCGACACAAUACGAUGCCAAGCGCUAUUAUAGGCGGGCGACUGGGUGCAGUAUCUUGCUCAACUACUUGAAACCUUGAAAAGUCUUGACCAAUCCAAAAAGAGGAUGACGAGCGUGGUCCUUUCUGUGUACUUAUGGGCUGUGGCUGGGCACUCCAGUACACAGUCAACCAAAUGCGAAGUCAAACGAUUCAAACAGAUGCGAAGUCAAACGACUUCAAAAAGAUGCGGAGUCAAAUGGUUCAAACAGGUGCGGAGUCAAAUGGUUCAAACGCGUGCGAAGUCAAACGAUUCAAACAAAUGCGAAGCCAAGCGCGCUGGGUGCUUCCAAUACACAUGAACUGCGACCGGGUGCUUCCAAUACGCAGUCGACCUGUGAAGUCAAACGCUAUAAGCGGGUGACUGCGCGGCAUUUCCUUGAGCCGUCCGGCUUGAGCAAUGCGAAAAAGUCCGGAGCUUGAUAAGCUUAACGACGAAGAUAAAAAAAAACGCGUAGUCCUUUAUCUUAAAGGAUCAGCCCGGUGCCCUUCUAUUCGCAUAGGAUAGCGCAUGGCCCGAGGGUAUAUUUAAUCUGUGUGCUCAGUCAUCUCCGAAAGAUAUUAAAUGAGUCAAGUGUCGGCCUUUGAGUCGUGGCAUCUUAGCGGGCGAGUAGGUGAGAGAUCAGGGCGCAGCUUCCCUUGUAUGAUCAGACGAAUGCUACGCAGUGGAGCGAUCUCGAGCCUCCUUGUGUUCGAUAAGGUAGUAGCUAUUCUUUAUUAUUUCGAUGGGUCCCUCCCAGUAAAGAUCUGGGGCGCCUGUUGCAGAUCUUGAGAGCUUUUCUUUAUUAGCAAAUGACUUCGAGCAGCUAUUUUGGCACCCUUUGGAUUCGUGGCACCGUUUGGAGUGGGAUGGUCUUUCGCUCUCUCCUGAGCUCUCUAGUCUGGUAGAUACUCGCUCUACGAUCUCUAGGGCGAUCGCUAGGGGCCGAGUAAUCGCCCCAAACUGUAGACGGCCCUACAGUGCGGCGAGGACGAGGCUGAUCUAGUCACGGUUUGACUUUGAGAAUACGAUCUGAGCACGGUCUGGCCUAUAUCUAGGCGCGUCCCUUGUACGGGUAUGGCUAGCCUUGUCACAGAGUAAACUAGUUAGAGCCUUUCGUAGGCUAAGAUAAUCAGCCGGACCCCCUUCGGGCGGCGGAAGAUAAUAAAAUAUGAACAAAAAGGCAAUAGAAAAUCUCUGCAAAGCACGGAAGAAGUCGGCGCUGCGUUUUUGUAGGUCGAAGCAGCAGCAAGAUUGAGCAUUCGUGAGGUGGCGGCCUGGCGUUGCUCAGCAUCGUGAACUGUUCUCGCAUGUGGGGGCCAUUGGCUCGCCUCGCCCAGUCAGAGCGCUGGCGCCUGUGUUCGCUCUCUGCGUUUUGGAUCCAGUUUUCUGGCUUCCAAGCAUGCAGGAGCCUGGCUCGUCGCUGUGUCGGUCUUUGCAAGAUUGUCAGCGUCAGAUUGAUUGACGAACGGUAGUGGCUCAGCCAGCAUCUGAAUAAUGUCGACCCGCAUCAGUGGGGAACUUUCGGAGUGUUCGCGUCUUUUUCUUAGUGUGCAGCAGUUGUUGCUUUUUAGUUGAUCGCCAGUCGGAUUUUCUCGACUUUUUUGUGUAGUUAAGAAGUCACUACGUCCACUUCUUCACGAGGAUGAAUAUGGCAGCUGUUUCCUCCUCGUCUGUGCAUUUGACGCCCACCGACGUGGCGUCUGGGUGUGACGUGCUCUGAAGGGCUUCGUUGGUGCCUAGGGUGCCAUAAUAAAAACACAGACUGAAAACCUUUAGCAUUUAAGGAAAGGCGACUUAUGUACUUUGCCAUAUUUGAAAACCUUCCGGGCGUUGAACCAAUUAAGAGCACACAGUUAGAACAUCUAAAAUGGGGCGAGUCCCUAAUGGCAACACUACCUAGAAAGGCGUGUAUCUCGCGCCUUGAGAAAUGUGGUUACUUCCGGCGCAAAUAUUCAAUAGCAACAAAUGUAGCGCAAAGGCAUCUCCGCAAGGUUUCUCGUCGACAAAUGUCGCAAAUAAAUGCGCUUUCGGAUUGCGACUGGUCCAACCAGUACACAAUCGGCACAGAUGAGCGGCCAAACGCUAUAGGCGGACGACUUGGCUACAGUCUUGAUUCUUGAGGCGUCUUGGUGGCAAAUCGGCCGUGAGUCGCAUGUGGUUACAAAGAAGACAAUGCUUGCGAAAGAGAAAGACGGGCCAGCUUGCCUUGAGUUAUGUAGAUAUGCAGCCAUUUAUCUUAAAUGACCAGUCCAGUGCCCUUCUAUUCCCAUAGCGUAAGAUCCGAAGGCGUCUGGUCUUUCGUUGCAUUUGUGUGCUCAGUCCUUGAGCCAAAAGAUAUUAAAUGAGUCAAGUGUCGACUCUUGAGUCGUGUUAACUUGUCGAGCGAAUAGGUGAGAGAUCAAACGCGAUUGCCCUAUGUGAUCAAGCGGAUGUGACUUAGUGGAGCGAUCUCGAGCCUCCUUCUGUUCGAUAAGAUAGCAACUGCCUGCGUUGCUUUUUUAGUAGGUCCUUCUCAAUAAAGAUCUGGAGCUUCGGUUUCAGAUCUGGAAGGCGUUUUGCUUUUGAGGUGCUCUUUUGCACCUUUUUGGAGUGGGGUGAUCUUUUCGCUCUCUCCUGAGCUAUCUAGUCUGGCAGAUAGUCGCUCUACGAUCUCUAGGACGAUCUCUAGACGCCGAGCCGUCGCCUUGUGCUGUAGAUGGUUCUCCCGCGCGGUGAAAACGAGGCUGAUCUAGUCGCGAUUCUAGAAUAUGAUCUACGUGUGGUCUGUCGUAGAUCUGGCUACGUCUCUCGUACGUGUUUGAUCUAGCCUUAUCACGCCGUAAGAUUGAUUAGUUCUCGAAAUAUAUGAUGAAGCGAUACCUAUUUCGAGUAAAAUGAGAGAAGUUGCCUACUUAUGAUCAAAUGGCAAGUGUCAGCAUGUUGGCAAACCCCCCCUGUAAUUCGCGAGUUAGUCGCCUCUAUUAAGUCGCGAACUACCUAUAUUCGACUGUAGUUCGGCCGGAGAGUCUGGGCCGUGAGAAAGGAUUACUGCCAAGCAGUAGUCUGCUAAAGACUAUGCUUGAAGAACUACCAGGGAAUAUAUUGUCUCAGCGUGGUACUUCUUGCGCACUCGGGGGAAGAGUGUCCCCUUCUUGUGAUGUUGAUAGUGGGCAUUCAACUAUGUGACGUCUCGGACUCUUCUCCUCCAAGAUUAAGCAGCUACUUCCGUACGUAGUGGAAACCUAUCAAAACACACGAAAACUUACACAAGCACUGAAAACAGGAAACAUCUCGAACCCAGAGCCUGGGCUGAUGAUCUUGGGGGCCCCCUCUCUAAGUUAGAUUCUCCCCGGCUAAGAAUCUGCUCAAGUAUCUAGGUGGGCUUCGGCUCUUCUCCUUAGUUUUCUGGUGUCGUGCUUUUACCGAUGUCGCGUUCUCAAGGAUUUCCCUGCUGUGUUUUCUCUAUUGUAGCACCAACAGACCAACAACCCCGAAGAGCACGGUCAGAAGCCUCCACGGAACCGCCAGCGUUCUUUCGCGGGUGGACGUUUCGCCGACCUUGCGGCACCAGCUGCUUGCGUGAUUGCAUCGCCGCAGCAUGGCUAUAGUUAAUUUUUUUGGCUCAGGGUGUUUGUCUAUGAUGGCGCCUCUGCGACCCUUGGGGGAUGUUUCCCCGGGGGUUGGUCGAGGUUUCGCGCAGUGCUUAGGAUGCGAGAGAAGGAAGGAGGGCAAAACCUAGGCCGUGAGCUUGUGAGGGAGGCGGCAAAAGCGAGAGUGCCAACAAUCAAAAGUGAAACAGAGGAAGAAAGAGAAGCGGAGGAAAUUCAUCAGGGUGCACAUGCACAACUGCAACACGCUAAAGGGCAGAGAGGAGGCUUUAGCGCAGGACAUGAGGGCGAACGGGAUAGACGUAGCGUUCCUGCUGGAGAGCAGAUUGCCAGAGGGCAGCAAGUGGGUCGGGGGGUACAAGUUGACAACGCAGGCAGGGAGGGGGGCGAAAAAUGCCGAGGGGGUAACGGUGGCCCUGUCGGCAGAAAUAGCGAGACACGUGCAAAACAUCGACACCGCGACCGAGCAGACGGCCAGGGUCGAGAUUGGGGGGGGAGGCGCGACUAACCCUGGCUGGGCACUAUGGGAGACAGGAAGGGGAACUAGGAGCGGAGAAGAGGUGGGCGCAGCUGCAAAGGGAAGCAGACAAUUGGCAAGGGGCGACGUUUCUCUUCCUCGAUGCAAACAGGAAGAUAGGGGAAACGAGAGAGGGCCUGACGGGGUCCCGGAUAGUGGACAGGGUGACCACCGGAAGCGGGGAGGAGUUACUGAGGUUGGCGCAGCUUGGGGGCAUGCGACUCGCCUGCACGACAGGGAAGAAUCGAGCAGCGGAGGCGCACGCCUAUGAGUACACCACUGCGAACGGGGAAGGGCGUAGCAAAAUUGGCUACAUCUUGGCAAACAGGGAGGCGAUGGGGAGGCUCCGCAAGAUACAGAUAGGGGGAGACAAAAUGGGAUACACCAUGAAGGAGGAGGGGGAAAAAAGGGGCCAUAGGCCUAUGCUAGCGACGAUAGGGCGGACAGCUGGGGCGAAAGGGAAAGAGAAGGAGGGGAAUGUGGAGCCCAUUAGAUAUGACCGGGAGAGGAUCAGGGAAAUGGCAAGACAUAAGCGCGAGCUUGUCCGGCCGUCGAAGUAUGGGAAGGAGUUCCGGGAAGAAUGGGAGCGGCUGCGGGGGACGGUUGGAAGAAGGAGGGAAAAGGAAGCAGGGGGAAGAGCGAAGAAGGCCGAGGAGGCAGGCGUAGGAGGGGAGGAGGAAGGAGGAGAAAACAACACAAAGAAGACGGGUGAAAACGGUGAGAAGAGGGGGCAGCAAGAAAGGGGCACGACCUCAGAAGACAAGAGGAGGGCGAUCAGGCUGGGGAACGUGAGCAGGUGGACGCCCAGGGAAUUGCGAGCGGAGAUGAGGGAGAUACAGAAUGGAAAGAGGACGGAAGAGAGAUCGGGCGGCCUGGCAUGGAUUAAGGAGAGGCUUGGGAAGACAGUAAAGGAGCAGGAAAAACGAAAAAAGUGGGAGGAAAUAGGAAAAAUAAGGAAGAGGAGAAAGAGCCUGGAGGAACGAAUGGCAGGCUUGUUUGGCCGCUCUUGGAAGCAAGGGCAAGAGGAAGAGGGACAAGGGGCACGGCGUGAGAGGCAAAAAGAGCUGAGGAAAGUAGCCGAGGAAGAGAGGCAAAGGCUGAGGGAGUGGGAGACACUCACGAGGGCACAAAAGGACGCCAAGGGCGUGGAGGAUGUGGAAACCGAGAGGCGCGCGGAAAUGCAGGAGAUAAUGGAAUGGACAAGCAGGAUGGCGAUGAACCAGUGCAGGCAAAUGAGUGGGGUGGACGCCUACAACGAAGAGGAGGGGAAGAAAGGCGCGCGGCUGGCGAGGCUAGUGGCUGACAGGCGCUUCCGUUGGUUGAAGAGUCCUGAGGAAGGUAAGGAGGAGAAGGAGGAAGAGGAGCGGCGUCAAAAGUGGAAGGAGGAAAGAGACAGGAUGGGCGAAGGGGAAACGAAAGGGGGAGCAGGGGCACCCGAUUGGGGGGAAGCGGCGGAGAGGAUCCGGACCAUAACGGAAACGAGGAUGCCGAACGUGAGGACGGAGCGGGUAGAGGUGGCGAAGGAAGGGAUGAGGAAGGAGGCCGGCAACGUACUGCAGAGGAUGAGAGAAAAGAAGGCGAAGGCUGUGAAGGGGGGGAAGCUAGCGGGGGCCAUCCUCGCGAGGCUGGUAAGAGACUGGGACGCCGAUAGGGUCCUGUGGCAGGUCUUCGAGGCCUGGAGGAGAGGCCAUCGAGGAGGAAGAGAAAAGGGGGAGCAGGAACCUGUGGAGGAGGGAGGCAGGGCCAAGAGGAGGGCAGAAAGGGGCGCCAGAAUCAGGGAGAUGCUGGCAGAAUACGGGGAAGCGCGUAAGAACGAGGAAGAUAUCGUGCUGGAGAUCCGCGAAGAGGAGAAGAAGGCGAAGCGAGAAGGCUGGGCGGACAGAAUUAGGGAGCUUGCGAGGGGGACGAGGACAGAACAGGUGAAGUAGCUGUAUGAAAUGGCGAGACAGCACAAAGGCACAAGCAAGAGGAAGAAGAGGGCGAAAGACGUGGCGAUAAAGAUAACGGGAGCAGAUGGGAAAGUGUAAAAGAUCGCCCGGACAGACGAGGAGAUAGCAGACGCCUUCAGGCUGAUAAUCGAGGAGCUUUGGAAGAUACCGGAAGAGGGAGAAAAGGACACGGAGGAGAAAUGGCAGAAGGCGAAGAAAGAGGCACAAGUAGGGGCGUGGUCGGUUAAGAUCGGCGAGGAGUUGGCGAGCAGUUUAGAGGCCAUGGGGGGGGGAGGGCUCCCCUGGGAGGCCUACAGGGAGGCGAUAGAACAGGCGAACUACGCGAAGGCCGCGGGGCCAGGCGGGCUCAUCGGGGAGCUGUUUAAGAUGGGCCCGGUGAACUGGGCGAAGAUCUUGAAGCAGAUCGACGAGGCCAAUGGGGCAGAAGAGCAGCAGACAGGCUGGGUCGCUUGGUUGUACAAGGGGAAAGGGGACAAGGGGGAGAGAGUUAACUACAGGCCUGUGGCGGUCUUGCAGGUGGCGCAUAAGAUUAUAUGCAACGCGCACAAGAGGCAGCUUGGGAGCAUUAUAAGAGACACCGUGGGAAGGGUGCGGCGAUAUGGCCUCCAGGCCCGCCAGGAUGGGGCGCCGGGACUAUCUGCUGGAUGUGAAGGAGAUCAUAGAGGCAGACGAGACGGCGGAUCUCACGCUGGCACUGUGUGACUUGAGCAAGGCCUUCGAUCGAGCGAAGAGAGACAAGCUGUGGAGGAUCAUGCUAGAACUUGGAGUGCCGGCUGAUUAUGUGGCCAGGCUAAGGAGGCUUCACGCGAGGACCCGCAUGGUCUCACAGUGGGGGAAGCAUAGGGCGGAGGAGGUAGCGAUAUAGCUCGGGGCAUAUCAGGGGUCGCCUAUAUCGCCCUACUUAUUCAUCAUCUACACCCUCGCGAUGAAUGAAGAGAAGAGAUUGAGAGGAGGCUAGAGGAGGAAGGGCUGAUGGGGGUAGAGGUGGAGAAGAAGGCAGCCGCGGAGGAGGAGCCGCGGCGGGGAUGGGAAAACAGCAGAAGAACUUGGGCGCCAAGAAGGCACCGGUGGGGGAAUCCCGCGCCGGAGGAGCGGCAGCCAAGGCGGGGAGUGGUGGUAGAUGUGCCGGGAGUAAUUGGCGCAAACAGAAACACAGACAGGAGCUUCAGUCUGACAAUCUAUGCGGACGAUGCGAGCAUCUGGGGGCACAGUGUGGAGAAAACGGCCAGAGCUGUGGAGAUCUUCGAGGAGGUGGGAGCAAGGUACAGCAUGAUCGUGAAUAAGAGCAAAACCGAAGUGCUUACGCGUGAGACUACAUAUUCACUGGUAGCUCCCCAAGCAUAGUCUUUAGCAGACUAUUGCUUGGAAUCGCUCCUCAAGGCCCAGACUCUCCGGCCGAACUACAGCGGAAUAUAGGUAAUCCGCGACUAAUCUAAUCUAUCUUGAUAGAGACGACUAGCUCGCGUAUUACAGGGGGGGCUUGCCAACAUACUGACAGUCAUAAAUAAUCAAAGCCCUUUCAUUUUACUCGAAAUAGGUAUCAUUUCGUCAUAUAUUUCGAGACCUAAUUAGUCUUACGGCGUGAUAAGGCCAUAUCAAGCACGUACGAGAGACGUAUCUAGAUCUACGACAGACCACACCGAGAUCACAUUCUAGAGGAGAUCGUCCUAGAGAUCGGAGAGUGCGAAUCUGCUAAGACUAGAUAGCUCAGAAGAGAGCGAAAAGAUCGCCCCACUCCAAAAGGGUGCAAAAGAGCAUUACAAAAAAAAUGCUUUCAAGAUCUGAGACAGAAGCUCCAGAUCUUUAUUGAAGAAGGACCUACUGAAAAAAAAAGCAAUACAAAUAGCCGCUAUCUUAUCGAACAAAGAAGGUUCGAGAUCGCUUCAAUAAGUAGCAUUCGUUUGAUCGCAUAUGGAAAUCGCAUUUGAUCUCUCACCUAUUCGCUCGACGAGUUAACACGAUUCAAAGAUCGACACUUGACUCAUUUAAUAUCUUUCGGAUAAGACGGAGCACACAAAUGAAAAUAUACACUUGGAUCCUACGCUAUGUGAGUAGAAGAGUGGCGGAGUGGUCAUUUAAGAUAAGUGGCCUCAUGUUUACAUAAUUACAUAAAUCAAGGCAAGUUGGCCCGUCUUUCAUAAGCGUUGCUUUCUUUGUCAAGCACACAUGAUUCACGGCCGAUUUGCCACAAGACUUUCAAGAUUCAGGAUUGUGCUCAAGGUCGUCCGCAUAUAGCGUCUGACUUCUCAUUUGUGUUGAUUGUGUAUUGGUCAGACCAGCCACAGUCCGAAAGUGCAUUUAUUUGCGACAUUUGUCGACGAGAAACCUUUAUAGAUGCCUUUGCGCUACAUUUGUCACCAUCGAAUAUUUGUGCCGGAAUUAUCCAUAUUUUAAAAGACGCGAGAUACGCGCCUUUCUAGGUAGUGUUGCCACUAGGGACACAUCCCCACUUUAGAUGUCUUAGCUGUGUGUGCUUAAUUGGUUCAAGUGGUGGAGAACGAUACUGGCAACUAGUGCCAUAAUUUGGGUAUUAGUGUAGUUAUAGUAGCGCUGGCAUAGUGGUGCUUACAUUAUAGAAGCCCUAAAGCUUGCCGCUGUAUUACAUAACGUGCGUUGGUUGUGAUCCUAGCCAGUUCACCCCGUAGGCCGUGUAGUACAUACCUGCGCACUCUGGUGUAAUAGAGUUUGUCCGGGCGUCUUGGCGGGCAAGCGGAUAUCUCGAAGCACAGCGUAUAGGUUUGCGCCCUUUGUUGAUUAUAUUUAUCAAUCUGGUUUAUUUCUGAUUUAUUUGCCGGUUUAUAGUUUCUGCUUAAGAAUACUAUCUGCCACGCCCGGUUUGCAUUUAUACGAAUAUUUGCGUCCUCGCUUUAUUGUCUCUAGUAUAUCUACUCUACGUUAUAUUAGAGCCUAUAGAUAGACCUAAAGAAUGUCCACUCACGAGACGACAACAUCGGGCCAGCCGAUACGGAACCCAUUCACCCCGGGCCUGACCUUACAGGGGGCCCGAGUUGAUGGAAGUCCGGUUGACCUCGAAGGGCUGGGCAUCUCCGAUGAUCCUUCCGGCUUGCAGGAUAGCGGAGUUUUCGAGUCUCCGAACCCGCGCGGUGCUCCUGAGACUGAUCUUUCCUCUGCAGCUCCGCCUCCGUUUGUCCCGCAGCCUCCUGCUUCGGACCUUUCUCCUAUCAGUGAGCGAGAUGAUGAGUCUCCGGCUCUUACUCCUGUUUUGCGCACUUCGACAAACCUACCUCCACCCCGACAUCAAACGGGCCAUGGAGAUACUUUAGUCGGACAGCGCUUGUUUGGUGAUAGUGACGAUCUUGCGGGCAUUGAAGUGCUAACUUCGCAGGGAACGGAGGCGCGGCCAAGCGCUCCUCCGGAUUCAGACAUUGUGUAUCCAACAUCUUCAGCCUCCGCGUGUGAUGUUCGCUCGGGCCAGCGACCGGCGAGUCUGGAGCCGGUGAAGCCGCCCAUUUUUGACGUUGGAAAUCGAAGAUACGCUCCCAAAGCUCCUCGCCUUAGGUCUUCCGACAGCGCGACAAGCCGUGCUGCAGAUCGCCGCGCAUCUAAUGCAGGUGGAGGCCAGAGUCACACUCAACAUCAGGGAAGUAGGGAUCUGACGCAAAUGCCAGAGCUACAAAUGGAGGAUUGGAGGACGAUUCUUCUCGAAGAAGCACGGAGGGAAAUCCGUUCCGAGUUUUCAAAACAAUUUUCGGACCAAAUGGCGGAAUUCCAGCGCAAACAGGACAUCCUCGAUGAUGCUACUGCACGAUUUGGGGCUCGGUCCUCUACUGGAGCUCAAAGCCUGCCUGCAGCGCCGAAACUGCCUGCAGCAGAUUCCACCCUACAACAUCCUGGGCAGAGUAGUGGUUCUGCCUCUCGAGCGCGUGCUGAUUACCGCGAUGCGUGGCAGUACGAUUCGGUUAUUCGGAACGACAGUCCGGAUUCCGGAAAUGGAUGCGGGCGAAGGGCCACUCCGAAAUUUCGGAUAUGAGCCAGCUGGGGGCUCUUGCCAAGAUCAUCGACGGGAGCCGGUCGGCGAGUUUGAGGGCCUCCUUGAUCCGCCGAACUCGCCACUACAGAACCAAGGUUCUGAUCAAAGUUCAAGGACGAUUCGAUGCCACCAUCCCAACAUCCACAGACCGGCGGGCCUGAGCGCCGAUGUCUAUCCGAGUGCUGACGGCCGGGACGACCCCGAUCGCCUUUGCACACCUCUCGAAGACCUUCACACAGAGCGGAGCGUCCGAAGUGACCCUUUAGAACACCAAGCUCAACUGGAGCCGGUAGUAGUUGAGGGUUCAGGAAGAGUAGACGCCUUCGCGGCGAGAGACUGCGAUGACUUGUUUUCAGAUGCGGUUAACUCUGGGUUUCCAGUAUGGAUAACAGGAGAAACGCAGCUCGGGAAGCCUGGCGGCAACUAUUCACUACCUCGGGUUGAUUUUCUCUUCCCUCAGAAUAACGCGCAACGAGAUAGCAGAAAACUCCUAGAACAGUGCUUGACCCGCGCUACCGCUACUUUGAAAAUUAAGCUCGGGACUGCUUCGACGUCCGUCUUGACUUGUCUGCGCGGAGUCUUGCUUGGAGCUGCGUUCUCCGCAGGACGCGCUACUCGCAGUGAGAGGAUGGGGCAUCAUUUGGAGUUCCCUUCUGAAAAGUCUCUCCGGCUUUGGGCAGCUGCCUGGGACUUGUUUAAACAUCAUGGAGCAGAUGGCCUUUGGUGUAGUGAGUACAGUUCGAUCUGCAUUGUUCUUGUCUCUGUUGGUUACAAGGGCAAGGCGCUAGUGUCACCCGGAAGUGGUUCGGAGUAUUUGUCUCCUACGGUCGCGCCAUCAUGUGUAUUUAGGCUCCGACACACGCUUGCGAAACCUGACGAACUUGGGUGGCGUGUUGUCAGACCUCGGAAAUCUUGUGGUCGCCUGCCCAUUCCUGGACAUACAGCGGCGCCUUUUCCGCCAGUUACAGGCGGCUCAUUCGCCGCUCUACGUAGUGACUUUGCCCCGCCAGCCGGCCGGAGCGACCCAUUAGUAUCUUUUGUUCAUGGUCUUGCUCCACAUUACGCUCUGAAGGCUGAGGCGAUUUCACAAACCCCGCAUUUUGGCACUACGUGCUUAUCUUCGCACUAUCCUCCAGGACUGGUUCCUGAGUCGCCGUCUAUGGUCCUGAUAUAUGCGCCGGCUCUCCCACCUGGCGGGGUCCCGAGCUUAAGAGCAGGCCAUGGUGAUACAGCUAUCCCUUCGUCUGCGGUUUAUCAUCCGGCGCGACCUUCGUCUUCAGGAACCCGCGGACACUCGACAGCCGCUAGUGCGAGUCCCGCUCUUCCGAAGCCUAGACCGACAGAACAACUAACAGGACACUCAGCAUUUGUAAUGGGACCGAGUGGAUCGCCAGCGAGCGCUCAUCUAUCGGCCAACCAGUCCAGACCCGAGUUAAACCGGUCUGACAUCGGAGUUGGUGGUCCCGUUACUCCGCCCUUACCAGCUCUGUGGCUUAUUUCUACUAGGCAUAAUUUGGAGCAGAAGCCCCUAGGGGAGAUUGGCAAGAUCAACGCUAAGGAGACCGAGAAGUCCGUAGCAUAUCUUGUGUUCCUGAACUUUCUGACCUUUACAGAGACAUACCAGCCGAAGGGAGAUGUGUCUGCCGGAGUGCCCACACCUUCAGCGGGCAAUUCCAAGAAGAUGCAUCCUUAUCGCAGAAACAUGCCUUCGGCGCCGCCCAUAGUAGUGGAAGAGGUCGUCGGCGACAACCUCUCAGCUCUUUCCCCACUGGAACUGACCAUCCAAAACAUGGCCAGUAAGCAUAUUUCAUCACUUGUGUCUGGGUCUGGCGGCACUUUUCAGGCCAUUGUCCGCCGCCUUAACGGAGCCGCUACACUUGGAGGGUCUGGCGCCAAGCCGCUGGAGCGACAGGCGCCCUCCAUAACCUGUGAAGCAGGCAUGCCCCAGGUAGAAAUGAUGAACGAACGCGAAGCCCUGUGGAAGUUCCUUAGAGAUUUCGACUUCACGCAGACUGCUUUCGAGGCCGUCAAAAUCGAGUCGAAAGUAGGAAGAGACGCGUGGGACAUUGCAAAUGCGGUGUCCGGUGACUUAGACAAGGCGUACGCACUGUUCACGGAACUAGAGAAGGGUUGGAGACUUACGUAUCGAGGUGUCAUCCGAGAAGUACAGUCGCAGAGAAGCUUGCUGAUUGGACAAAGAUUUGAGAACGCGAGAGCCAACCGCCUCCAGUGGGCACAGCAACAGAAGGGGCACAUCUCCGAGCUGAACCGCCUCUACUACCCGAAUUCAGACCCGAGCAGCCGCAACGAUAGUAAAGUCUUUCAUGCAAUUCUUAGGCCGCUUCAACAGCAGGGCAUGUUCAUGGAAACAUGUAAAAGACCAUGAGACAGGACGCAGCCAUAAACGGACGCACCUUUGAUAUUGAGGCGGGCCGACGACUUUCAGAAGUCCUUGAAUUCGUCAUCAAGGACGCACUUGGUCUUGGGGGUCAGUCAAUAGAUCCGGAUAGAUUCUAUAGGGAACGACAACCCAAGAACCUCCAGAGUCGCCGACUCAACGAGGAGCAGGGCGAUCAGGAGGACUACAACAACGAGUAUCAGCGAGGUGGAACUUUAGAAGGGCCAUCCCUUUCAGGUGCGGACACCCGAAAUAAACUCGACGUCGCCGGCCUGCCUUGGAGAUCUACAGAACCGAACCAAACAAAAGGAAAGGGCUCUGGCAAGAGCAGUAAGAAGUGCGGCGGUAAUCACUCUCGGCUUGGCUGUGUUAUAUUCCACCUUAUUACAGCUGCCCACUGUUUUGCGCACACUACGACACCGCAGAACGUGGAUUGCCCAACUUGUGGCGCGGAGCAUGGUAGUAUCAAGAUAAGACGCGAAGGAGUGGCGGACCAAGUUUGGAUCUGUGCUGAUCUGAUUGCGAAAUGGAGAACUGAAAACGGCGCUAAGAUGCCAAAUGGCACUUGUUUCAACUCAGUGGACAAGAAUCAGCUGGGCUACCUUUUCAAGAAGGCCUUGCAGGCUUUUACAGAGAAGGAGCGGUCGUCUGAUAAGACUUUUGUUGAGAGCGAAAGAGUCUCGCAAGCGUUACGCGAGGCACGGCUUAUGGGCCACGUCGUAAACCAGUACAAACCCCGACUGGCACGCUCCAAAGUCAGAGAUCUAAAGCAUAAGAUGCUCCAGACGGUGCGACAUCUCGGGGGAUGGGGUAGCAGCCUGACACGAGAUCAGAGAGCUCGAGUCUCGAAACAGCAGCCCGAGACUAAACCACCGCGUCAGGACCCGACCCAGCGGAAGGGUAAGCAAGAACCUGCUGUAGCGACACCGUUCGGACGCGUGACCGACGGGACUUUCGCCGAAAGAUCCCGGUCGUUUCAGAGGGUGUCUGAAGCUCCUGCUGCACCCCGCUCCCCUACGGUUUCACCACCAACGCCACGAUCUCAGCAAGAGUUUCUGAUCCCGCCACCUAUGCCGUCGGGACACAGAUAGCGGCGUUUAGAAGUAUCCCAAGAGCAUGCUGAUGCCCUUAGGAGACGCCACGAAGCCAGCCUUUCGAUCCCGACAAGGUCACCGCCUUCGUCUACAAACUUCUUGCAGAGGUUUCUGACCCCGCCACCUAUGCCGUCGGGGCACAAUUAUCAGCGUCAAGGUGUAUCCCAAGAGCAUGCUAAUGCCCUUAGGAAGCGCCGCGGGCCCGACCUUUCGAUCCCGACAAGGCCGUCAUCUCCUUCCGCCAUCUUCUUGCAGAAAUUUUUCACCCCGCCACCUAUGCCGUCGGUCGGGAUGUAACUACCGGCGUUUAGAGGUAUCCCAAGAGCAUGCUGAUGCCCUUAGGAGGCGCCACGAGUCCGACCCUUCGAUCGCGACAGGGUCACCAUUUUCCUUCGCCAACUUCUUCUCUCGUUGCCCUUGUAACAGGCGCUGCUUGCGGAAACGGCGAGGGAACACGAACGAAAGAGAGGCCCCACCGAGUGGAGCUUCAUCUGACAGGAGGGCCCGAGUGUUUGAUGCAGGCCGUUAUCAACAAGCCGCCUCAAGGACUGUCGGUGCCGACCCGGAGGACAUGCACACAACCGAUGGCGACGAUUCUGUGUCGGGCGUAGGCCGCAAAGUGGUUCGAGACACGUUCCCCGGAGCUUUGCCAAACGUUGCUACCCCUUUUUCGACGAGCGGACCUACAUCAGAAGACUCCUGCUCGAUACAUGUGACUCCUGCCCCACAGUCGGACGACUUCGAGAGCCUUUGGAAAGUUAGCCUGUCUACGAAGGGCAUGGCUGAAUUCCUGAAAAGGAGCCCUCCCUUUGAAGAAAUUGUGGAAGAAGAUUCUGGACAACAGAUCCGCGGUAACAUAGUUCUUGUCUCGUUUCUGUUCAACGACACCCAGGAGAUAGUGGAAUUUUUCCACCCACACGGUAGCAGCAUGUUGCUCGCCUUCCAGAAAAAACGAGUUGUGGACGAAUGGAUAAGAAUAGCUGCUCAAGCUGAGAAUUGUGUGGACGCCGGACCUACUACAGUCGAGGACGAAGAUGAUGUGGUAGCUCACAAAAUAGCACAGCUACGACGUGCUCAUAUCCAGGCAGAGCGCCGACGCCACUACCGUAACGUUGAGUCCCAUUUUGCGGAGAGGUUUGGGCUGCGUUGCAGUCCUGCUGAUGUUACAGGACUUUACACGAGUGAUGGGCCAAGAUUUCGAGGCUCCUUGAACGCUUCGCCUGAGCUUAGUCAAAUUGGACCUGGAGGCAAGCGCAUCGCCCCAGAGCCAUUGCCAAAUCGAAUUGCAGCGGCAGUAGUAUUGCCACGAGAUGGAGACUGUCCUGAGUAUUCCGUUGUCAGCAUUUUGCCAGACUCUGGCUGUGCCGUCUCCAGGCACUUAUAUGGCAACUCUUUGGGAAAUCGGGACUAUUUUGACCACCUUGGAGCGAAGAUCCAGCGCGACAUGAGCAAGGUCGAGUAUACCGCCUUUGGUUCACCAUCUGCAGGCAUCCGACAAGGAGUGCUCGAAUAUUGUGAAGUAUCUCUUGCCUUUGCAGGGUAUGACUCCGAGGAGAACUACACUUCCCUCUCAGAAGGGCUUUCAGCCCCGUGCAGCGUUUUGCCAUCAAGGUUUCGAUAUGUUAAAGCGUCAGCAACAAUCGAGGACGCUGCUAAUGGAUCAAGAUUCUCAUGGCUAAAAGAACCGGAAAACGUGGCGGAUCUUGGCGACGCGACAGCACCAGGCACAUUUGUGCUGAUGCUAGUGCCGUGGUUGUAUGAGCGCGACCGAAUUGAGUAGGGUACUGGUUAAACGAUACUAACCCGGUUGGCGGCAUUUGUGACAAGCUUGGGCGUAUUUUGCUCAGCAGGUUGCAGAACCCUUUAACAAAGCAGAUUGCUCCCCUCUAUGUGCAUCGACUCCCGCACUGGAUUGACAAUCCGGUCUUCCAGAAUACUCGACGAGUCCACCUCCCACCGGAGGGCUGUGGUCUUUGCGAAACGCGCGAGAUCUCUUCCUGCACAGAGGAAAACUUGGAUAGCACGCAGCAGCCGCAGUAUAUUCAGCCAGAUGAGCCGCUGCCAGUGUUUUGCCGGCUGGGCAGUCACAUCUUAGAAAUGUCGAGAUGCGGCAGAUUUUCUGAACUUAGUACAGACGACCCAGAUUCGACCUCAGGGCCUUUGGGUGCCCUGCGUUCAUGCUCUGUAGAAGAAGCCGACAAAGAUGUCCCAGAGCACGCCAAGAAGGCAGUGGAGGAACACGUCAAGAACGGAUCUGCUACUGAUGAACUUCGGAGAGAGUUUGUCCCAAAGUUCUCAGUAGCCUGUGGAGCCUGGCAAUUCCUUAUUCUAGUAGUUCAGCUUCUUUACAAGGUGGCGACUCCUAUCCUCCGUAUUGCAGCGGUGGAGGGGUGCGCCUUUGAGUGGCUACGAUCCGCCAAGGUCGGAUGUUUUGUUGGAUUGGAUCAUGCAACAGGAUCUCUCCAGUUCCUACUUCACCCCAAGAUGCAGAAGGUUGCCGCGCUUGGAUAUGGUACUAACGUUUUCGUGUCGCUGCGGAUGUUCCUGGGGCUUGUUUUCGCGCCAGCAGUCUAUUGUCUUUGGGUCUCAUUGGUUUUCUUCAACCUGCAGGAUCCUGGAUUUGAUUCAAAAGCACUAGCAGCAAUUGCAACAGGGUCAAUGGGGUAUGGCGCGCUCGUUGGCCAAUACGGACACGAAAUAGGCAAGAGCACCUAUUUGCCGCCUUGCCGCACUAAUGGAUCAGAUGAUCUUUUUGGCGACUCCUUGCAUGUUGAUCCACCUUCAGACGAGAUGCCGGGCGUAAUCAAUUCACUACAGGAGAGUCUUCCGAUUGGACGACGCUACAGUGUGCCAUACGUGGACGAUUGUAAUUACAGAGCAGAUAACGCGCUCCAACUUCUUUUCCGGCUCAUACAAUUUCUCGCGCGUUGUUGUGCGUCCGGAUUUAGCUUUUCACUCAAGAAGAUCUCUCUCGCCAUCAGAGUUGACAUACUCGGGUGGGAGUUAGAUUACGAGCAACGCUGCAGGAGACCAGACCCGCAGAAGGUUGCAUCUCUGGCUAGGAUGAAGAUGCCUACGACGCUUAAAACGCUUAAGAGCUGGGUGUGCGCAGUCAACUAUAUGCCAUGUUCUAUCCGCGAGUGGCCUAAGAUCCUGGACUUCUUUACUGACUUCAUGACUAACAAGAGGCCCAUCAAGGAGCUCGCAUCUGACCCGCGAGCACAAGAACUGUCCAACCAGGCGCGUUCGGAUCUGAUGCGAGCAGUCGAGCUUUGUGAGUUAGAUGUAGACUCAGCCAUCCGCUGGAAAGAGACAGGAGGACUCCUACGAUUCGGCAUUGACUCAUCCAGAGAAGGACGCUCUGUUUUUGCAGUCCAGAAACAAUUGCAGAAGCGCCGAAUUGUUUUCGCCUCACGUUGGAAGUUUGGCGCAGAGGACCAAGCGAGGAACGCUAACAGCUCAGGACGAAUGGAACUUCUCGGGUUGCGUUAUUUUGUCCGAGAAAUUCUCCCACGCAUUCCGCUGGCUGCUCCGAUAGCACUGCUUUGCGACUGUUCGUCGCUCGGCGUCCGAGAACUACUCACGGAAUCAUUGGAUGUGCGUUCUCAGCGGUCUGUUGCGGCAAUGGCAAGCGAAAUCCAUGCCGCCCUUUCGUCUCGAGUUGUGUAUCGGGUUCAUCGGAUUGGUGCAUCUUCAAACCUAGAAGAUACUGGCAGUAGACAUAUCGAAAACAUGGAGGGCGUUGAGUUACCGGAGUCAACGUUUGAAGAGUGGCGGGACAUUGUCAAGAACUUGUUCUCCCGGGUGCGUCCGGUCGGACAACCGCUGCGGACUGUCGCCGUUGUCCCCACUCUUGAAGAGACUCUCAUGCUCCUCUCACUCGAACAUCCGUUAUUGCAUGCGGAUGGUUUGUCCUGGGUAGUCGAGAAAUCGAGUCUCGCGCCAGGAAUCCCGAGUCUCCAUGAAAUUCAGGUAGACCCGUACUCUGUCUUCCAUCGCUCACGAAAUGACAAGCCCUACUAUAUUUCUGUCGAUGUCAGUUUCACCUCUAUGGUUUCAGUGCCCGGGGCUCCGCUGGUGCUUCCGCUAUCGGAUCUUGCGAGAGGAAUCCAGUUUAACUGCACGCUUGUAGAUAAGAGUAGCCGGGUCCUCCGUCCUAUGCUCGUUUUGAGAGACGCCGUUACGGGAGACCAGCUUAAGCACGUUCGUGCUCGCAUGACGCAGAUAAGUGGAAUGGCGCAGGACGCACCAGAAGCAACACAAGAUGACGCCGACAAGUCGCAGCAUUUGAAGCACAAGACAUACAGAAAUGCGAUCUCAGGAGAUGCAACGGAGGAGCAGACUAAAGAGGAAAUCGCAGCACGAGAAAAGAGUAUGUCUGACACAAUUGACGCGGCCCAGUGGGAGGAGACCACUUUCAAGACGCUCUCUAAGAGUCUGGCGCUGCUUCCUUUCCUGCUGCGCAUGAUGUUUAUCAAAAUUGUGCUGAUAUUCCGGGAUCAGGUUUGGGGCCCUGGGCGGCCUUUUCCUACAGUCCAGCUGUGUAAAGUCUACCACCCGUUGGACGCGAGAAGUCCUUUCGGUGUGGCCCGCAAAUUUACACUUCCCGGAGUACUAGACGCAGCCAUCUUGUUCUUAUUAUGAGAAGGCUGCGCCGAAGGCUUUUUGGCGCCUUGCCAUACGUUUGCAGCGCAGAUUGGCGCGCCGUCGUUUCUCCGCUCCAUUUUCCUGGCGAAGAGAAGGGGAUCUUUGUUAGGGCGAUUGGUUGUUGACGCUGCCGCGUUGAGUCGCGCAUUGCUCCCAGUAUCAUGGCCGACUAACAUAUGCUCCGAAGUUUGGUCUGAACUGCUUACGGGGUUUGAGGUUGUUACGACCAACACAGAUAUACCGCAGCAACAAGGAGCCAUCUGCCUAGAGGACAACCCGGCGCAGACUCUUGCUGCCGCUCCUCAGACCCGAGUCACUGACUUGGGCAUUUGCAUUUUGAGCCACUCGAGGAGCCUUCUUGAGCGCAAGGAGGUGCGAGUUGUUUUAGUACAUCAGAUCAACUGUGUUACGCCAUCCGCGAAAGGCAUUGCGAAGACGAUUUUCGAUCUGUUUCCCUGGGCGAGCAUCUAUAGCGACGGCCCGAAAAGAAUAUUAGGGAGUUGCUAUUUGAGAUGGGACCCUGAGGGCGAGAAAUUUGGUGUCGCUGGACUUGCCGGACAGCAUUAUCCUGGCAAAGCGGUGCAAGGGUUUGGCGACCCCCUUCGCCGUCUUCAGCACUUCAAAACCUCCUUGACUAGACUCAGUGAUCUAGUGAAGGCACACGGAAAGACAGAUGAUAGGGAGGUGAUUGCUGUUUUUCCCGCCCGAAUUGGCUGCACCCUCGCAGGAGGUGACUGGGAAAGCUAUCGCGAGUGCAUCCAGAAGUGGCGCGAAGUGGGCGAAUCUUUCUCACAGUGUCUCAUCUGUUCAAGGCCACCAGAGAAGUCUGCGAUCCCGAUGGCGCCUGCCGCCUUUGCUUCAAACUCGCAAUUAGAAGAAGGCGACAUAGCUGACGAAGACAGCGCGGCAAAGGAAGCGAAGCUACUCCCAGCAGCACCAACACCUAACACAGUGAACAAGAUUCGACUACCUUGUGUACGGUUUUCACUACAUGUUAGAAGAAAGACGGAUGAGCGGGGUGAUAGUUUGGUUAUCACAGUCCCGGACGCUUCUCUUUUGCCUCCUUCAGGCUCAAGGUGGUUGCGUUUUAGGGAUGAUUGGCCGUGCCCAGCGGGCCGUGCCUAUGAGAUUGUCCUCAAGAUGUUUGGGCACUUCCUUGGACAUCCUAAGGAACAUUCAUGGCGCGAGUUCCAAGCGCUUCCGAGCCGAGAGACGACGCGCAAGGCGGACGUCUGGCACUCGUGGCCAUCUUAUUUGCCGAAGAAGGCAAAGCUACAUGACCCACAGAAGCCGCUCCGUCCAGCAGCGGUUCGACUAUAUGAAUGCGAUGCAUACAUACAGUUCAGAUGUGGGUGCAGUCUUGCAGUAGAUGUUCCUGAGGUGGGGCCACCGCCGGGACCUCCAUGCGACAUCCCAGACAUGUUACUUCCAGGUGGAAUUGAGACCGAUUCUAAACUGCUGUUUGAGAAGCUUGGCACCUUGUUAGAGGGGGGCCACGUUUUUCAUGACGAUUCCAACGUGGAUGGUUCUUUCUUCGAGGUAGCAGAAAAGUUCGACAAAUCAUUUCAUCCCGGAGAUCUUGGACAUUCGUGGACCACAAUUCACGCACUUAUUGGCACAGGGGAUGCGGAGUCCUACAAGUGUGAAGGCGCCUGUAGGUUUUAUUUCAUCUCUGCCAAGGAGAAGCGGGCAUCUGUAUCAGAUGGAGAGUCGAGCUAUACACCUCUAGACGGAGGCCUGCUACAAGAGGGCUUCGAGUAUGCAGGUGACGCUGAUCAGAGCCAUACGCCUACGGAUGGCGACCCGUUCGGCGGACCCCCUGUAGCUGAGCCCAACUUUAAGGAGCGCCCCCGUAAGCGGAAAUACCGUAUCCGGCGACAUGGAGGACCACACUUUUUCCAGAUAGUGGGGGAUGACUUUCUAGAAACACGGACAAAAGAAGCAAUCUAUUUGAUUUUCUGCCGAAAACCCGUCGACUUCCUUUCGAUACCAACCAACUUUCUCGCUCGGCUUGCAGCAGCACAGAAGUCUCAGCUCUUUGCACGGUUUGCAGCACUUGAAGCGCAGACCCGACAUCCGGACUCUUCUGACGCAGCCAUUGCGCAUGUAGUCAGUGCUUGCCAGAAAAAAGGAAAAUCGGUUGCGAAACGGAAAGCGAUGGCCUUCCUUGAGGAAUCGGAUCGCUAUCGCAUUUACGCAGGAGCAUUGCAACAGCGAGUGGCAGGUGAAUGCAGAUUCCUCCUUACCACUCUUCUUGAGGCAGACCCACUGGAGCAUGAAGGUAAAGAGUACGCCCGCGCAUCGAUUGCAGUAGCAGUGGUCACACACAUUCAUGAUGAUGCGCACUCUAGCCGCGGCGUUUUGCGCUGCUUAGUAAUGCGCAGAGGAUUCUUUACUACGGAUCUUUCCACCCUUUGCGCGCGAGUAGUCGAGGCGUGCCUUACCUGCUCGAUGUCACCAGCUGCAUUUCACUACGACAUCCAGACGCAGCCCCGUUUGGAGAUGUACACUACAAACACCGAGGCACGGCGCUGCUUGUCGACUUCGUCGCCAAUCUUGGAUCGAGUAGUUUUGGUGCGGUUCGAGGGUCAGAGUGCGCCUCUAUCUUCACGGCCACAGAUGGCCGGAGCAACCUCACUUGGGCAGUGCCGACCCGUGACUCAACUGCAGAUACAGCAGCGCGGGAGACAUUUAGCGUCAUGCUUUCUACGUUCCAACUUUAUUCGUUUAUCAGGUGCGAUAACGGAUCGCACUUUUUGAGGAAAUUUCUUGACGCCUUGAACUCGCUGGUCUCCAAGGUUGCCCCCAGUCACACGGUCGGCGCGUGGCAUUCGCCGCACUACCUUGCGUCCGGGAGUUGGAUUGUGGAGCAUCCGCGUGCUCUUUUGAACUUCCUGAUCCGGAUUUUUCACCUCCAGUCGGAAUUCAAGGCUCAUCUCAAACGAGAUCCAGACUCAGGACAUCUCCAAGUCAAGAAGUUGCCUAAGGGAUAUAAAAUACUUGUCGGCACUCAUCGGAUUGAGCCCGACUCUAUUCCAGAAGACAGCAGUUAACAACUCAGAAGAAGUUCAUCAGAGCGACAUCUCGUUACAAGAAUCCGAAGCAGAAGUAGAACUUGGAUGCCAGGAGGAUGAGUCUGUCGACGCGGUUGAGGACGAUCUGUUUGCUGAUUUUUCCCUCACCGCGCGUUCAAAGAAGAAAGGCAAAGACCUUGACGACCCUCAGGAGGAGGAAACUGCUUUGCUUCCUAUUAAUUGGCAUGAGUUUGCUCAUCGCGCUUCUCUAGCACUUGCUCGCAGCCCAUUGCCUUCUCUUGAUGGAGCGUCGACUCUUGAGCGCCAUACCGGCUCCAACUUCAUCACCACAAGGGAGGAGGUUUUUGAAUCGUCACCGUCGCAGACGCUUGCAGGCGAGGCCUCACUAGCAGUUCGUCGACGAAGACAGGUCGACUCGAUUUACUAUGCAAACCGACUCCGAAACCAUCGUAAGGGACUCCGUCGCGAAGCUGCAAAAGAUGACUUGCGCACUCAGAUGGGGUCUAUAGUGGUUCGACUUCGUGCCAAGAAGGGCAAAUUCGAGAGCCGCAUGCUCCCGCGACUUUUUGUUGUAACACACCGAGGCGCUAAUAGUGCGUCGAUACAACUUUUGUCAGGAGCACCACACAAACUAGGUAAUCCGCAAAGCAUCAGAAUGAUCCGCCUGGUCGAGUUGUCUCAUGGCGCGAUCAUCGUGUACCUUUCGAAAUGCCUGACCCGACGAGAACUGGCGAAACGUGUAGUAGAGCUUGAGGAGCUCGAAGUAUUCCCGCAAGGUCAGUAUGCGCGUAUUCUUGCAGCAUUCCGUACCGGAGUCGAUCGUAGUCUCCCGACACCUACGGACUCGCUUAGUGCCGUCAAAACGGACUCGCAGCGACCUUCGAGGAUUCUAAAAGACUGCAAGACUUCUACUCGGUAUUUGAUACUUCGCCGCAUUUCGUUUUUAUCCAGUAAGCCAAGCUUUCAGCAACCACAGAAACGAAGUCUCGGAAACUACUCGAAGAGCGUUUGGGGUCGAAGUGUGCCAUCUAUUUUCGCAAUUCAACUACGCGCGUCGGCUACAGCAGCCUUGCAACCUUUGUCCGCCGCGAUUUUCGACAUCGUUAUUGGGGCGACCAGUUGGACUACAGCAACAUCCCAACGUCGGGAGGUAUCUUGGGUUUUGCAGAUCGUGAAGGCCGGUCUGCAGUGCUCGAGUUCGAUUUGUUUGGAGUUACGGCGCGCAUCGCCAACAUCUACGGCGUCAACUCUUCGGAGGAGCUGCGCCGAUUUGACGUUGCUCAAGCCUUUGACAAGGCGCUUGGUCAGUGGUUUGAUACUACCGUUUCUUCCAUAGCCUUUGGAGAUUUUAGUCGACUUUUGUCGCGAUGUCAUGUCUGUCUGCAUAGACGUAACGAUCGUGAGGCGCCGUCUUGUAGCAAACGUGAGACAAAGUCCCUUCAAGAUAGUCUACUUGGACGGGCGGCAGCGUGCGUCACCCAAGGGGAUAGCACUUGGACUUUCCGCUGCCCGGACAAAACGGGUUUCGCAAUUGACUACUUUGCUGCGAAUAAAGCAGCAGUGACACACUUCGAGAAGAGCGCCAAAAGCGAUACCGGACGAAUCCGAAUGCCGUAUGAGAAACGGCAUUUUUUCCACGUUCCCGGCCUGCGCCUUCGACUUCGAACGACGCGACGAAAUUUCGACCGCCAGACUCUCUCUAUUGAUUGCGAUAGGGUGGGUGCUGAAGAUAAUGAGACUCCUAGCUAGGGGGUAAUUAUAAAGAGGGCAAAGUAUAUUUACAGUGGCAGUAUAUAUAUCUUUACAGCGUAAGCAGACACUUCCUAGAAUUUUAGGCGUGCGGGGUUAUAUUUGUAUUAUAGCACUGCGUUAGUUCUGCCUUGUCAGCAGGCGCAGCAAGGAUAGUAAAUCUAUAGCAGUACAAUACCUACAUUUCUAGUAGUUCCACGCUGCCUGUGUCUCCAGGAGGAGCCGCGCCGCAGCUAGCAUGGUUUUGAUCUUUCGUUCAUAGAGAACUGGUCUCGCCACACAGACAGUUCUGCUAAUUCUCUAUCGUGUUCUUCUGACAUCCUUGGGAAUGGAAUGGCCUGUCAAUCGUGCUGCGCCUGAUUUGCCUUUCACAAAGUAAUAUCAAAAUCAAUUGCACCAUUGAUGCGCUACUUCCAGAGAGUCAUGGCAUAGUCGAAAAGAAAUCUACGUCGCUCUGACCUGGAUGGGCCGGCGUAAGCCUUCUACUGUUUGUUGGUGCGCUACUGAAAGUGUAUAACGCAGUAGGAUAUGGGGUUGCGCCCGUCACGACUGUAUGCAAGAUUCCACGAAGUAAGUGCAUCGCCAGUACAUAAAUAUUGAAAACACAAAAAAAUACAAAAAAUAUAUAUCUACCAUACAGGAUUGAGAACAAAAAAAAAUCGACCCAACUGCUUCUAGGUUCCUGCUAGACUUCGGAGUAUUCAAGUAGGAUAUAACAUACCAGAAAGUAAGACGAUGUGGGACGAGGAUACGCAUUCUGUGACUAUUUGGAUGGUCUCUUUUGUGUCUCUAGUGCUAGCUGCGGGAGUAUUUCAAAAGACGUCCGACAUAUUCUGCAUUUCCCGCCUUCUAUCUUCUUGACAAUUACGGACUUGCUUCUCCUUUUUGACCAUCAGCUUUUCUCUCUUCUGUCCAUUGCUUCUUGGUUUGUCUUCACACAGCUAUGGGGUCGGGGAUUCCAGUUCCACGAGUCAUUUUGCGACUUCGGUGCGGCGACACUCUUGAGUCUCUUCCUUCACAAGGUUUUCACUUGGGUUUUUUGCGCGCCGCGCUAUCUGGCGUCAGAGUGCCUGCUCCGCUGUAAUCUUUGGGGGCGCAGACGUGCUCUGACCAAUCCCGAGCCAUUUGUCACAAAUCUUAUUGUCAUCACUUGGGGUAGUUAUUACGGCCUACCUUACCCGAGUCUAGCGCAAGCUUGCGUCGGAAUGUCGGAGGACCCGGAUGACUCGGACUGUGAUAGAUCGAGGCGCCAAUAGUGUGCAGGGGUAUGGGCCCAACAAUCAGGGGCGACACAUAUCGCCGAGUGAGGAGAUGCUAGACUUUGGAAUCCAUCAGGACGACCAAGGUGUCGACGGUCACGUGCGCGCUGCUCCUUAUUCGUCGCGGCGCAAGCAUCUCCUUGUUCCAAGAGCACUCUCCAGUCCUCGUCAAGUUUUGGCGCUACGUCGUGCUCUUGGCCCUCGUGGGACGUCAAGCCUUCGAGACAGUACGGGACAGACACUUCGGAGUGUGUCGACGGGCUGCCAUUGACUUUCGCUGGACUCCUGUUGCCCUCAUCAAGCACACAGGAUACACGCGGAAGCUGGUGCUCAUCCUACGUCCGGCGACUUGGUCAGGCUGGUUCCUUCCAAUUGCAUCACUUCACGGAGAUGCUAUGGGAUUGCGUGCCAGUCUGAGCUUCACUCACUCAUGGCGGGAGGAGGGCUGCCUACUCUUGGAUGAUGCAGCGACCCUCUGGACCCAACACUGGCGAUGAGUCUCGGAAGAAGUUGAGGGACUUUCGAAGAGCAGCAUAUCUAUAACACAGGGGGGGGACAGGGACGAACUGACUCAUGUUAACAAUUCCGUAUACAUAUCCAUACUUACCACCAACAGUCCGCUCAAUUAACUAAUGGCCAAGUAUGUUGACAAAGAGAGGCGCUGAGACUAUACAUUCACUGGUAGUUCCCCAAGCAUAGUCUUUAGCAGACUAUUGUUUGGAAUCGCUCCUCAAGGCCCAGACUCUCCGGCCGAACUACAGCGGAAUAUAGGCAAUCCGCGACUAAUCUAAUCUAUCUUGAUAGAGACGACUAAUUCGCGUAUUACAGGGGGGGCUUGCCAACAUACUGACAAUCGUAAACAAUCAAAACCCUUUCACUUUACUCGAAAUAGGUAUGAUUUCGUCAUAUAUUUCGAGACCUAAUUAAUCUUACGGCGUGAUAAGGCCAUAUCAAGCACGUACGAGAGACAUAUCUAGAUCUACGACAGACCGCAUCAAGAUCACACUCUAGAGGAGAUCGUCCUAGAGAUCGGAGAGUGCGAAUCUGCUAAGACUAGAUAGCUCAGAAGAGAGCGAAAAGAUCGCCCCAUUCCAAAAGGGUGCAAAAGAGCAUUACAAAAAAAAUGUUUUCAAGAUCUGAAACAGAAGUUCCGGAUCUUUAUUGAAGAAGGACCUACUGAAAAAAAAAGCUAUACAAAUAGUCGCUAUCUUAUCGAACAAAGAAGGUUCGAGAUCGCUUCAAUGAGUCGCAUUCGUUUGAUCGCAUAUGGGAAUCGCGUUUGAUCUCUCACCUAUUCGCUCGACAAGUUAACACGAUUCAAAGAUCGACACUUGACUCAUUUAAUAUCUUUCGGAUAAGACGGAGCACAACAAUGAAAAUACACAUUUGGAUAUGGCCUCGUGUUUACAUGAUUACAUAAAUCAAGGCAAAUUGGCCCGUCUUUCAUAAGCAUUGUUUUCUUUGCCCGGCACACAUGAUUCACGGCCGAUUUGCCACAAGACUUUCAAGAUUCAGGAUUGUGCUCAAGGUCAUCCGCGUAUAGCGUUUGGCUUCUCAUUUGUGUUGAUUGUGUAUUGGUCAGACCAGCCACAGUCCGAAAGUGCAUUUAUUUGCGACAUUUGUCGACGAGAAACCUUUAUAGAUGCCUUUGCGCUACAUUUGUCACCAUCGAAUAUUUGUACCGGAAUUAUCCAUAUUUUAAAAGACGCGAGAUACGCGCCUUUCUAGGUAGUGUUGCCACUAGGGACGCAUCCCCAUUUUAGAUGUCUUAGCUGUGUGCUCUUAAUUGGUUCACGAGGGAAAAGCUGACAACUGAAGAGAGGCGGGCGCUAAAUGAGAGACUUGGCAAUGUGCAGUACGCUUCAGGGGGGGCGGACCUCAUAAAAAGAAGUGGGAAGCUGGUCGGUGAUGUCGUGAAUAUAUAUGGGGUGACCCAACCGGAGGUCUCCGAGCGGCUGAAUAAGGCGAGAAAAAUAGGGCGGGUGAUUGGCCCACUUUUGAGAGAUGAGGACAUAGAUCGGAUAGAUCGCAAGACGUUAGUAGAGGCACUGGUAGACACGGUGCUGCUCUACGGUUUGGACACGUCGAAGCUGUCUGACCAUGACAUAGAGCAGAUGCAGCAGCUCCAGGCCAAGCUGUUGCGUAUGGUGGCAGCGCCAGGAGACGAAAGGCGCAUAGGCGAGGCCUGGGCAAAGAGGAAAAAGGAGCUAGGGAAAGACCGAAGCAAAGAGCGAAUGGCCGAGGCCUAUAGGCAGGCGGAGGAGGGCAUACGAAUGAAACAGGAGGAGGUGGACAGACGUGCCCCGACGCCGACGGUGCGAAGCAAGUGGGAGCGCUUGCGGCUUCUCGCGGUGGUCGACCGCUACAGGGAGGAGAAGUGGGGGAGAUGCCUAGGCAGCGGCGUAGAGUUGAAGGCAAACAGGGGGCCAAAUGUCAUGCCCGCGAGGAGGGUAAAACUGAAGGAGAGAGACAACACGGAGGAACAGAUAUGGGAGAAGUUCAGGCAGAGAGUGACGGCGAACCUUCGUGGGAGCGGCCCGGGGGGUACGAAGGGAAUGGAGGAACUACAGAGGAUUCAGGAAAUCCUCGGGGACGAGGAGAAGCUCGACAAGGAGCCGGGGGCUAAAACCUGGGUGAAGAGGUUGAAGACAAGAAAUGUGGGAGAAAUGUUGUGCAGGUGCCCGCAGUCGAUACAUUGGAAGGAGCUCUGGAAUGCGGCGAUGAGGGUGCUGCAUGACACCAGGAGAGGGGAGAAGGAGGCACGGGACUGGACAAUGUGCGAACAUUGUGGCAGAGAAGGCCUCAAGGGGCCGCGGGGACUUGUAGGGCACUGGGUUAAGACAGUGAAAAGCAAGAAAGAAGGAGGCCCAGAGGUGUGUAGGGAAAAGGCAGCGCGAAAGAAGCUAGAGGAGUGGAAGGACGUGAAGAGGGGCGAAGGGGGUGAGCCAGGGGAAGGAGAAGGAGGAAGGGCGAGCAACGAGAUGCGCAAGAUGUUUCGGGAGUUGUACCUCGAGGGAACAGGGGCCACGGCCGAGGAGAUCGAGACCGCUGUGGCGGAAGCAAUAGAAGUGGACGCUUGGCCAUGGCAGGGGGCUGGAAUCUAUGCGCAUGACCGAGGGGAGGCGGAGGAGGUGAGGGACCUCGCCAGAGAUUCCAUCUUCUGCAUGGAGGUGCAGGAGGAGGAGGAGGAGGGAGAGCGCUGCGAGGUGCCCUGCCUCUGGCAGGUGAAGAGCUGCAGGGGCAGCGCGUCAGACAUUAGAAGGCGUGGGACGUGUCAGAUCAGUUAUGGCAUGAGUGAGGCGCAUGCCAAUUGGCUGAAAGGUGCGAAAAGGAUCAGGAAGGACGAGAAGCGGUGGGAGGUUCUCCACGGAGUCAAGCGGCUAAGGUGGGACCCGGUCGCGAAGGUUCACGCGUGUCCCUUUAAGGUGAAAGCAUGCCGCUGGCCGGAGGAGCCGGGGGCCCAGUGGUGUGAAGGGUGCAAAAAGAUAGAGGGUGGGGAACUGUGGGCAGAUCACAAACGUGCCAAAGAGGAAGAAGAGGAGAAAAGAAGAGAAAAAGGGAGGAAACAGGAAGGAGAGAAGAUGGAGCGGAAACGAAAAAGAGACGAAAAAGACGAAGAGGAAGAGGGGCGCAAACUUGAGCAGAAGAGGAGAAAGAGGGGCAAACAGGUGGGGCAGGUGCAGGCGAAAACAAGGAGGCGAGAAAGGGAAGGGAGCGAGGAAAAGAGCCAGGAGGGAGAAAAGAAGAAGAGGAGGCGGGGCGGAUCGGUCAGCGAAGGGGCUGAGAAAAACAAGAAGAGGAAAAGAGGGAAGAGCAUGGAAGAAGAUGCGGAGGGAGUAAAGCGGAGAAGGAGAGGGGCAGCCCCGGGCGAAGAAGGAGGGCCAGAAGGGGGACAAGUGCAGGGCGUAAGGGCCAACCGGGUGAGGACGGGGAAGGAGGUGGAGAAACGCAGGGAGGAGAAAAAGGGAAGAGGUUGCCAACAGCGAAAAGGGGCCGGCAACAGGAGCGCAAAGUGGCCCACAGUGAAAAGGGCACAAGGCGCAAAGUGUUGGGACGACCUGACCCGGAGAGUGGGGGCAGGGUUGAACGAAAGGGAAAGAAAGGGGCAGGCCAGGAGAAGGCGAAAGAAACCCGCAAGGGAGAGCGGGGGGAAGGUGUGCAGGCUGCAAGUGCAAGAGCAGGCAAGCGCGCAGGCGCGGAGCCGAAAUGCCGCGGAGUGAAAAAGGGGGCCAAAGGGUGUAGACCCAUGGCCAAGGGCAGCCAAGUAGAGGAGGGCAAGCCCAGCCAAAGGAAGCAAAGGGCUGGGUGAAAUGAGGCCAGAAGGGCUGAAAUGAAGGGGCCGCUUAAGGGGAGGCCCCCUGAUGGGGAAGGUUGAGAAGGCGGGCGCCAGAGGCAGGCGCCGCACUUUCCUGGGGUCCCCCGGAGGGUUGGCGGUUGGAGUUCCGCGCCCUCUUUGCGGGGUCGAGACGAGUUGGGGCCUUUUAAUCCUUUGAAGAGGGGCACCCUCUUGAGGAUUAUGGAGACAGGGGAUAGAUGGAAUCCCGCCCCACCCGAUCGGUGGGCGCAUCAAGUCAAGUCAAGGAUGCGAGAGAAGUGGGCGAAGCCGUCCUCGCGUGUGUACAUCACAGCGCGAGAGUAUUUGGCUUAGAGAGAUUGCCCCAUGAGAGUGAAGGCCAGACUGGUCCCACGAGUGGCCCCCCUUCCCCCUCUGCUUUUUACCCCUUGCACGCCCCAGACAUUUUCCGCGGGAUGAGCCGGCCGCGCGUCAUCAGCUUCGGGCUUUUUUUUAUUGCUUUUCUUACUAGCUGGGAGCGUCCGAUGACAUCCGUCCCUCCCACUAGGAUCCUCCUCCUCCCCAAAGUAAGAAAAUAAGCAAGGCAAAGACGUGAGCGAUAUGCGUUGCCAAAUUUCGAAAAUUUUCCACGUUUUGCCAUCGUUUGCGGAUUGGGUCUCGUGCGUUUGAAGUCAAGCGCUAAGACCCCAAAGCUUUUGGACUUUAAGCCCUUCCGCUGGAAUUCAACUUCUUGGAUUUGCAUUCUUCAAAUUUCGAAAAUUCUCCACGUUUUGCUGUCGUUUUGGGAUUGAAUUUUGUGCGUUUGAAGCGCUAAACUCCCAAGAUUUUUGAUUUUAGGCCCUCUUCCUGGAAUUCAAUUUCUUGGAUUUGCAUUUUUCAAAAUUCGAAAACAUUCCACAUUUUGCCGCUGUUUUCGGGUUGAAUUCCGUGCGUUUGAGGUGCUAAGAUCGCAAAAUUUUUGAUUUUAAGCCCUUUCUCUCGAAUUUAAUUCCUUGGAUUCGCGUUUUUUCAAAUUUCAGAAAUAUUUUAAACCCUUUCCCUGGGGUUCGGUCUCUUGGCGUCGCGUUUUUCAAAUUUCGAAAGUUUUCCACCUUUUUCGUCAUUUUGCGAGUGAGUCCUUUGAUUUUGAAGAACUAAGAUCCUAAAACUUUUGACUUUAAGCCCUUUCCUUGGAAUUUAAUUCCUUGGAUUCGCGUUUUUCAAAUUUCGAAAAUUUUCCACGUUUUGUCGUCGUUUUGAGAUUGAGUCUCGUGAGUUUGGAGCGUUAAGAUCCUAAAAUUUUUGACUUUAAGCCCUUGCCCCCGAAGUUCAACCCCGUGGCUUCGUGGUUUCCUGGUUUCGUGGGUUCAUGGGUUCAUGGGUUUGGGGUUUGGGGUUUGUUUGUUUUUGUGUCUGAGGUUUUGGGUUCGGGUGUUGGAGGUUUUGGGUUAGGGUGUUGGAGGUUGAGGCUUCGGAAGGGAUGUGUUUGCAAAGUUUUAUUGCUCUUAAUAUUUGGCGAUUGGAAAAGGUUCCGUGAGUUAUACUGUUCGAAAAAGUAUCCAUGUAUUUUCGGUCGUCUUGCUCGUGUCCUAGGGUGUUGCCUUAUGGCUAUGAAAUGUCAAAAGUGGUGGCGUGGUGCUGGGACUGAUGACGUUACUAAGUUUCAACUUUGUUGUGAAAGCGAUGAGUUCCAAGGUGAGAGCGAAGGGCUUCAGUCUGAGAAUAAGACGAAUUCAAGAUCUAUUUGCCCUCGUUCUUGAUCUAUCUGGCUAACUUGUUACGUGGCUGGUGGUGGGUUAUGUGAGUAUUUAGCGUCAUGCUUUGACCGUACGACUCUGCUUCUGGCUGGUGGUGGAGUAGAUAAGUGAGUGAAUAUAGAACGACUUCCGCACUGCGCGCCCAUAGUGAAGCCUGCCAUGUUCUUCCCACGUGGUGUACUUGUAUUUUCAAUUUCAUCUUUCUUGUUUGUGUUUUUAUUUUAUUUAUUUUCAUCUUUAUUACUUGUGGAUGGUGGUGGUCGUGUUUAUUACUACUUUUAUAUAUAAGUAGAUACUUUCGCUUUCCUUUGGUUUUGACUACUCGCGUAAAUUAUGGCUGGUGGUGGAUAUUAUGAGUCUGACUAUAUGGAUUCUACGUGGCUGGCGGUGGCUAUCUAAGUGAGUAAGGAUCAGCCAUUUUGUUACCUGUGUAAUGCUUAUCGAUUGGCUUUCCCCUUUGUGUAAAAAGUUUGUUUCAUAUUAUGCCUGACAUUUGCGCGCACCUCUCGAAAGCUCCUCCAUGGUAUUCAUAUGACGGCGAUAACCAUGACAAAUUCCUUUCGGCAGCAGAGGACUGGAGCUACUUUUAUCCAAUCGAGGCGUAAAAAUAAUGGGCCUUGUUUUCGGCUUUCUGGUCGUUGAUUAUUUAGGCUGUAUUGACCUUGCACGCGGGUAGAUACACGUCUGACAGCUUGCAGCUACAUACUACACACGCUACCAGUUCUACCAGUGAGUCUACCUGUUCUACACGUCUUGCCAGUGCUGCCAAUGUUGCCAGUACUACCACACCAGAUCGACCAGCUCUACCAGUAAAACUACCAGCCCUACCUGUCCCACCGGUGCUACCAAUUCCGCCAGUACUACCACUAAGGCCACAAGUAACAGCCACGCGCUGCAGCCCGCUAUUAGAAGAGCAACUACGUCGACGCAAUAUGUAAAAAGCUGCCGUGAUGCAGCACAGGGCAGGAUCUGCCCACAAGGUGACAGCUGCCAGCACAGCCACCAGCUUGCUGAUCUGUUGAGCAUGAGCUCUUGGCUACGCCGUAACAACCAGAUCGAGAAUGCUAGCUGCUACCCGUGCGCCUCCUAUCUGACCAGCACCCACGUCGGCACCUUCAACGUGAACAAUGGACAUGCGCCGAGACUGCCGAUGGGGACGAACCAACAACAACAGCAACCACAGGGGGGAAUGCGAAUGCAGACGCAAGGAGGCCAACAGCAGCAGCAACAUCAUGGGCAGGUCCACCAGCAAGCGCACCUAAUGAACCACGCAACCGGUGCGAAUGCUAAUCCAAUGGGACAACAACAGCUGACCCAAGUGCAAGUCUACCAGGGCAAUAACAAUCAAAACAACAGCGGCCAUCUAAUGGCCCAGAACCAAGGCCAGCAUCAGAGUAACUUCGUGCAGCUUUCUAGUGGUAGUGGACCAGGCAGCAACGCGAUGACUACAGCUAAAAAGUCACGUGGGCAUGUGCCUGCUGUGAUGACAAAGCAGGCCCAAGAGGAGGAGGAGGACAUCUUUCCGAUGGUCAUUAGCAGCACCAUGAAGGACCUGGCGGAGACAUGUGGAGAGCACGACCUCAUGAAGGCAGCCAACUACCCGACUAAGGACUUCUACUUCCCGAAAGCAGUGACCAGAAAACUGCUCGACGAUGGUGGUCCAGGUGGUGCGCCGACGUGUAGUCUGAUAGUCUGCCACUCUGGCGGAGCAAUGCAUAUCCAGGAGAUCUGCCUCCGCAUCACGGACACUGCGCGCGCUACCUACAUCUAUGAGAAGAUGAAACAACUACCCACUAAGCUGGACCUGUCGGAGCCAAAGUCUACUGCUGACCAUGAAAAGCAACUGGCACAGCAGAGCUCCGAUCUGAAGGAAUGCCUAACUUCUGCUGUCGGAGAUAAGCUGGGUAAGUUCGGUCAAGAAAUCCAGAGCCGCAUCUUCAGCGUCUCAAACAGACUGGAGAGCCUGGAGAAGAAGCAAGCACAAGGGAACCAAAGUGGACAGACCAUGGCGACUGGCGACAGCAGUAGCAUUAGUGGGCAUAGCAUCGCCAGCAAUACUAUGACAGGUUCGACUUCUAGCAAUAACGUCAACGAGUACCACUAUCAUAAAAUCUCUAGUCGUGGCGAGGGCGGAUCGAAUAAGAGGGACGCCGCUACUGCUCCUACCAUGAAGGCUUCUAGUAUCGGCCAACAGGGCCUACGGUCAGCCACCAGUAAGCACACCCAACAAUACCAACCGCAGCGCAGUCCUCUGACGCGAGUGCUCGGUAGUGUGGUGGCUGACGUGAAGGAGAACAUCAAAAACCGCAAGAAGAAUGAGGAAGCUGACAUCUCCCCACGCACUAAGGCGCAGAAGAAUGAAGAAGCGCGGAAGAACUUCAAGGCCAAGCAGCUGAAGCAAGAAGCUGAAGCCUGCGAUGACCUACUACAUAAGGCCUACACUGACACCAUCGAGAACCUCACCAAGAACAAGGCACGCCGCAACCCGCAAAACAACAAAGCUGAGGACUUUGAUAAUACCUACGAAAAAGAAACCAAUACCCUCCGGUCGAAGUUGGCUUGUAAGAAACCGGCUAAGCCCACCACCCGCCGCCGAGAGGCUUUCCUCGAGUGCCUUGCAGAGCGUCGAGAGUCCACCACGCAGCUGAGCGCGACGACAGUGGGCGCGAAGAUCGUGGAGCCACUGAAGACGAUGGUCAAAAACUACACACCGGAAAGCUACAUCGAUGACUUUAGGGCGAAGCUGAAACUCCGCGAGAACGACGAGCGCUCCCUCUUCUGCCUCGUCGCUACAUCUAGUGUCUUGCAUGAGCUUCGACGCGUUCAACAAGCCGAGAAGAACGCCAUCGAACAAGCGAAGCGCUAUGCACGUGAUGGCAUCCAUGAUGAUGAUGAUGAAUUUUCGCCGCUAGGUGGUAGUAAGAAGAAAGAAGUGUGAGGAGUCGCCCUCUGAGGCUGAAGAGGACUUCAUGCGAGACUUCAUGUCUGGCAGGAGCGACAACGUCAACACUGGCGGAGAUGAGCUCGGAGACGUGGAAGUGAUUCCAUGCAAGAACGGGGGAGGCCGCAACAACAACAACAACACUAAGGAAGCUGAUGAUGAUGAAGCUUUCGGCAUUGACGUCGGGCCGCGCAGUCGUGGCGCAGGCUGUGGCGCAUCUGACGCGCCCGCCGCAUUCCGCUGGCAGGCCUCGAAGUGUGGCGUGGUGCUCGUACAAGCUCCGCGGGGUUGGCUGGGUGGUGCGCGUGUGUACGUUGAGGGCGAGCCCCCGCAUCGAGCAGCGCCUGCUCGGGGUGGGGCUGUAACGCCCACGCCAGUGGGGUCGCGUGGGUUGGGUCGCGUGAUUCUGGCGGGGGCGCUGGGGUCGCAGUUCGUUGGCCCCUCGAAGUGUGGCCUUAACCUUAACGCCCGCGCUGGUGAGCCUCGCGGGCUGGUGUGGUGUCGGCUCUUUGUGUCGAGCCUUUCCCUGAGGCGUCUGCCUCGAAGUGUGUGGGGCCGCCUGCCGGAGGCCGGCCCAGGUGCAUGCGUUAGAGUCGCGGGCGCCUGCUAUUGCAUUGCGGUGGCCUGGGUUCGCUCGGUGAGGUCUUUCUUGGGUCUUUUGUGUCGGGUCGGUUGUUGCCCGGCAGCCAGAUCAGCCGGCGCGGGUGUGUUGUGGUGUCUGUCGGUCGUGGUUUUCUCAAAGCUCGAAAAUUUUAGCCAAAUGCUGACCGGGUUCGUUGGCUGGGGAUGUGUCUGCCUGGUUUCGCUUAAGAAUUUCGCAGGGGGUUGAGUGCUUUGAGUUGAAUUGGGGAGACUGAGGCCUUUGCGCAGUCUAUAACUUUGGGUAAGCACAUAGGGGGGCGGGGAUUAGACUUGAGCCGAGGCCCUUGCUUGGUUCUUUAGGUGUUGACAUAGGGGCAAGAGAUUGGAAGGCAUGCCAGUAGAAGAUACACGCCAGCCCCUCUGGGGGGUUGUUGCUUUGCAUGUGGGCAGGAAGUCGCCAGUGUUCUCAGCUGAGUGCAAGUUGAUCCUCCUCCCACGGUUCCUUGAGGGACGGCCGUGAGAUUCGUCCGCUUUUACCUCCCCCGGCGGUGUUACUAGUGAUGGAGUCCAUCCCGCGGCAGGUGCGGGCCCCGGGUCUGGCCGUAGCUGGGCUCUCCGCCUGGAGCACGUCGACGUCGUCGGGGGCGAUGUUGAAAAGGGCGGCAGGGAAGUCAGAUUUGGAGACCUCCGGGAGAAUGAGUGUAAGCUCCUGCAGGGGCUGCAGGGCAUAGCUUUUAGGCUUUGCGAAAGUGGGAAGCUUGCCGAUGUGGACGUUGACGAUGCGGGGGCGCUCUAUACACAUGCGGGGCCUUUUGGGUCGCCUUCUGCAUCCCCCCCGGUCGAGGCGUACAGAAGUGUCCAUAUGCAGAAACUGGCGGAGGCGACAGGCGACGAUCUCAUUUCGGUCAUUGGAUACGUGCCGCCUGCGCUCGAUUACAUGCCGUUUUGGACUCAGUCGCCAGAUGAGCGUCUUGCGACGUUUAAGGCGAAUAUGGAGGACAGACUCACAUUACGCAGGGAGCAGGGAAGGCCUACUUACGCGCAAUAGAAACCUGCAAAAAGCCGAGCGCAAUUCUCAGCGCCCGCAUCGGUCGAAGGCCGUCAAGCAGGCGCCCCCGUGCUUUCUGGCGGGGCCACGCCACCCGACAUGACACCAGCCACCCGCAGGGCCCCCCUUUGUGUGGUGCCUGCCCGCUGAAGCGAGCGCGCAGACGCCUGUCACGACACCCAAGGGGAGGGAACGUUUGUCGCCAUGUUUGCACAGCCGAACACCCCGCGGGAGCCUCUAUGAGAGCCGGCCAGGCCGCCUGUCUUAUGUGUGUCGGCCCGCUUUAUCUUUAAGAGGUGUGCCAGCUCGCACCGCAUUGCCCACGCCUUGCCCCAAUGAUCCCGGCGCACCCAUGUGAGGGCCUUCCCGGUUAGUUUCCUGCGCUCUUCGCAGGUGCUUCGAUUGAGGCGAGGAAGCACGCGACCGGAGUUUGAGCCAUUCGACGCUGGUGCAUUUUACAGGCUUCUGCCCGUGCCACUAGAGUAAAAGUAGCGCUCUGCCCGUCAUAUUAUGGUCAUCAAGCGAAACAAGAACGAGGUGUUGGCUCCUUGAAGAAGUGGGUCGCAGAUUUGGACAGUUGGAAGGCUGAGCAGCUCAGAGCGUAUCGGCAAUGCCCUUUUUUUUACAGCAGCUCAACUAUGGCCUUCGAGGAAAGCGACGCUUUUCGCCUAAGCACGCAAGCUUGAGCGAGUGGGCCAGUGAGAUCAUCGACCUUUCAUUUCUCCAAGCACCGGGGGCCGCGCUUUGUCACGCGGGCACCCUUCCCAUCAUCUCGCCACUCUCCAUUCGCCGUUUGACGUGCGCCAUUCAUCCUUAGCCAGUCACUUUCCUUCUCCCACCCUCCCACUCCUAGCUCAAAUCAUCCAUGUGCCCACUCCACGCUCGGCUUACGGCGGACAGCGGGUCUCACCAUCAGCGUGGCAGCCUUGGUGGGCGUUCAGAUGAGCUCCCAGCCUCUGUCCGUCUGGUAGGCUAGUCUGGAAUGCUGGCCGGCGGGCGAAGUGCUUGCGCUCUCUAAGUACGAUACUGACUCAGCCACGAACCAAGGAGGGACUCCUGGUGUUGAAAAUGAAGGGCAUGCGCGUGGGCGCUGCGUCGCUCCAAAGAUGUUCCAAAGCACGGGAGAGACGUCAGACACCACGUUCGUUCCCCAGGGAGGAGCGUCGACAGGUGCCGUUGUCUCACUUAUGCGCGGACGCGUCGAACAAGGUCCAAAGGGGUUGCGAGGUUGGACGGGAGAAGUUGCCGAGCAAGACCGCUGGUUUUAUCAGCGCGGUGGCAUCGACUUGAUGCUGCUUUGCACACCGGUAACACGCUACCCGACUCCCUGCUAUCAAAACCACGAAUCUACAACGAAGAGAGAGAGGUGGGUUGCACCUGCGUGCCGUGUUGCAGCUGAAACCGAUGGACAAGUGACGAUUUUUGCAAGGGGUCACACUCCGAUUGGUGUGGCCCCGGUUUUAUUGACUGAGACGUGUACAACAGAAGAUAUGAAGUCGAAGCAGUACUCUGUGGUGCAUAUGGAAAUCGAUACGUCUUAUUCUGGCAUGAUGCUCACUGGCGACACAAUGCCCACCACGAGCGGCCACCGGGCUGCAACUGCAUCGAGGUCGCUUUUUGACCCAGAGGAACGUCUCCACCAAGACCGCACCGACAAGCGCGGCGUUGGCAUGGGCGCGACAGUUAUGAUACUUCCUUUAUUUAGCCAAGACAGUGCUCGAAAAGGAGGUGCACAACUAGAACCAGAAGACAGAAUUUGGGUGCACGGGUUCGCGUGGCUGCCACGACGAGUUAAUCCUAAAGACGUACAUUUGGUGGACUGGGUCUGGCGGGAAUCGUCCACGGAUGAAAGUGAGGGCCCCUCCUACUUCCAGGUAUUUCAGUAUGGCUACCACGGUUCGAUCAACAGGUGCCCUGAAUCGACUAGCACACGCUCGAGCCAACACUCGGCAAAUGGGUGCUUCACCAGUGGCGCUUCUACUGUGCUGCAGGAACUGAGUAAAGGGACUCAAUCUACGGCUGCGAUUGUCAUUCCAGGAGAAGCAAUUUGGACCGGCAUGCCAUCUUCGCUUCUCUUGACACUCUGCGGCGAACUCUUCGCCCCCGAGCGCGCUUCCUCCGGUGAGGUUGAAUCAGAAGCAUCACAAUCCCAGACCCCCGCGAGUUUGCGUGGGGAGAACGCCCUGGACCGAUGUGGAGGCCCUUUGUGGCAAGAGAAGCAGGACGAUACCCAUGCCGCCACGCUUUCUGGGGAUUCAUUGGGAGCAGUGGUGCGGCGUAGUUCUUAAGAUUAACGAAAAGAAAAACAGCCCCCGAAGGCCUUAAAUCUCUCGAAGUCGUCAUGCUCUUAGCAGGUCUGAGACCAGUGGCCCAGACCAGGGCCGCAAGGGUACUAGGGGCCGACGGGCUUUGCGUCAAUUGUUACGCCGUAGUGUUCAAGCCCUUGAGGGAAGUCCUUCGACCUCGGUCGCCGUCUGGUCUUAUGGGACGAGAAUCCUUGUUCCUCCUCCAAAACCUAAAAACUCGCUAGAGUGUCGACACCUAUCUGUGACCUAGCCAGCGCAGCGCACUCACUGACUUCAACCGCCGCUACCUUGGUGCGGAUUCCCGGGCGCUUUUAGAGUAGCUGCACCGCGUGGGGAGGUGCAGACGCUUGCCCACUUCUGCGAUCCCGUGAGAUAUGUCCCGCCCUUAUAAUGCAGCAGGGUGAAAGAAGGGAUGCGCGCUCGCUCUCAGAUGAGCCACGCCGCGGAGGCGACGCCGGAAAGUGGCGGGCCUUCUCGUCUAGACGGGUUGCCCAGUUCCUCUAACUAUCUGGAGCGCGAAGCCCGGCCCUCGGAUGGCAGCGCUGUCUUGUGCGCCUGAGGACAGAACCGACGAGGCUGGGCGAGUCAAUGGGUGCCAAGUCAGUGCGGCAGCGUCUGGGCUCGUUUAGGUGGCCGCUGUGUCUAACCUACUGGCGCGCCCUCGUGCCGUCCCCUCUGCCAGCUGCUUGGCCCCUUGCCGCAGUGUUGCGCGCUUUGUUUCUUGCAAGUGCGUCGGGCUUCGUCGUGUGUGUGUGUCUGUGCGCUUUCGUGCGUUUUUGGCGUCGUUGGUGCAUUGUUCUCGCAUGUUUCUCCACCCUGCUCGCAUGUGUUCGCUUCUUGUGGCAUGUUAGCCUCUUGCGCUCUUGUCAUAAAUGGCACGAAACUACCAAAAAAACAGACCGGGAGAAACUGAAAGAGCGCGCUUUCUGGUGGGACCUCUCUGGAGUCGGACUGUGGUGGCUUGUUUUUGCAACAGGAGGAACAAGAUAAGAACGAGACAGGCAGCACGCUGAGGCAAAAGAUGAAAGACAUCCCGACCAGGCGCCGCAGUCUGCGCAAGCAAGAAGAAGGCUUUCGGGAGGAGGUGGCUGGCAGGACUGGAAAAGGAGGCGAGGGCGGUGGGGUGGAGGGACAGGACCAGAAGAGGCAGACGACACAGGACAUACCAGGCCAGGCAGCCCUAUGAUAGAACAGUUUAUGACACGAAUGGCGGCUGGCACGAAUGACACGAUUGGAACAACCCAACGAAGCCAAAAAGUGCCACGGGUGGCGCGGUUGGCGUUGGCACAAGCGGACAGGGAUAGGGAUGCGAAGGGCUGCAAUUCUACGGAAAGCCCCCCUGCCAUUUUGAAAAUGGUAAGGGAGCUAGCCAGAAACGAAGCCGACUUGGCUGCUCUCUAAAGAGUGCGGACCCUAGUGCGGCUGACCGUCGGAGGGCUGGCGCCUUCCUUGGAACUACCGCGCGGGCCACGCAAAUCCUGGUGGACUUGCAUGACCCCCGCGGAAUUCCACGAGAGGAAUGCUGCGACAAGGCGGGCGAUUUAGGGUGCGGCCUCCGCCCUAGGGUGCUGGCAGAUUGGUCGCAGGGCGCCCGAGUGGGGUCCUGAAAGCAUGCGCGCAGCAUUCGGAGACAGCGGCAACGCCGCGGGGGAGGUAGCGCCUGAAAGCGCAGGGCGCCCUAAGGGCGCCCCGCUCUCGAAGGUCUGACAGGUCCACGAAUGGCACGAAUGGCGGAGCACAUUGAAGGCCCGCAUUGGAUGCCUGCCAUUCGUUCCAACCGUUCCAUUCGUGCCAUGCCAACCGGCCCCCAGCCUUAUAAACUGUUCUACUUUGAAAUGGCGCGGCAUAAAAAGGGGACAAGGGAGCCGAUGAGGAGCAGGAAAGCCAAGAACGAAGGGCACAGAGGACAGCGGCACCAGGGUGGCGGACAGUGGUAGGAAAUAUAAAGGAACCGCCAGGACGGGCGCCGAAAGCGCUGACGCCUUCCGCGGGAGAAUCUAUCGCAGAGCCCGGGAACAUCGCCGAAGAAGAGGACAAAGACACCAGCGAAAAUUGGAACGGGGCGAAGGGUGGGGCAGGGUGGGCCAGGGAGGUGCUUGGUGAAAAAGGGCGACAGGCUAGGGAAUGAGCUAAAAGGAGUGGGCGCCAAUGGCUUGCUGUGGCAGGCUUGUGGGGAAGUGAUCGAACUGGCCAAGUUGGUUCGCGAAAGCGGCGGGGCUGGACGGAAUUACUUGGGAAGCCUUCAAGCGGGGCCUGGCGAACUGGGCGAAGGUUUUGAAGGAGAUAGACGAAGCGAGCGGGGCUGAAGAAUUGCAGACCGGGCGGGUGGCGUGGCUGUACAAGAAAAGGAAGGGGGGCAAGGCUCAGGGAAUAAACUACAGGCCAUGCGCCGCCUUGCGGGUCGCCUACAGGGUCACACGCAACGCGCACAGGCGCCAGCUUGGGGGAGUCAUAGGAGACACCACCGGGAGGGCCCGGCGGUGUGCAGCAUGUCGCCCAGGCUUAGGCGGAGCGUAGGGGCUACCCCUUCGACGUCGUGGAACUCAUAGAGGCAGAGGAAACGCCAGACCUUACCCUUGCGCCGUGUGACUUGGGCAAAUCCUUCGGCCGAGCGUGAAGGGGAAAGCUGUGGAGAAUCGUGCCGGAGCUAGGCGAACCAGCGGGAUACGUCGAGAGGGUGAGGAACCUACACAAGGCGGCGCGGAUGGUGCUGCAGUGGGGAAAAUGCCGAGCAGAGGAGAAAGCGAGCGGCUUGGGAGUGUAUCAGGGGGCGCCAGUGUCCCCCUAUCUUUUCAGCAUCUACACGCUGGCGAUGGGUGAAGGAAUCGCGUGAAGACUAGAGGGGGAAGGCUUGAGGGGGGUAGAAGUUACCAGGCCAGCGGCCGCGACUGAGAAACCACGAAGCGGCUGGCAGGGUAGCCAGCGCAAGGGGAGGCCGAGGGUGAAGAAAUGGGGGGAACUUGGCCCCCGAAGAGAGGCAGCCGCGCAGGGGGGUGGCCUUGGAGCGUCCAAGCGUGUGAGGGGCUGACAGAGACCAGGGCAGGGCCCUCGGUCUCACUGUCUACGCUGACGGCGCAAGCAGAUCGGGACACACGGCGGAGGAAAUGGCCUCGGCGGUGAGGAUCUUCGAAGAGGUAGGACGGGACGAAGUGCAGCAUGAUAGUGAACAAAGCAAAAACGGAGAUCCACGCGAGGCAGAAACUAUCCCACCAGGAGGGGAGGGCCUUAUGUGAAAGACUAGGGCGCAGCGACUUCGACGCUAAGGGGGCGGAUCGGAUUAAAAGAAGCGGGCGGCCUGUCGGUGGCGUCGUAAAUGUCUACGGUGCCACGCCGCUGAACAACUGGGCUGACCGUUUCCAACAAAGGGCAGCCCUUCCGUAGGCGGUGGGUGCUGCUUCCAUGUGUGGGAGGCUGGAGGGCUUUGGCUGGUGUUUGUUAUCUUUGCGGAUGUCGACGGCCUUGAAGGCUUACGGGGGCCACGCGGUGGCUGGGUCAGUUUGGCGCAGGGGGGUGCGCCAGGCCUUGGCCUUGGCUGCAUCAUCAAAAGGCUAGGGCUGUGCUACGAUAGAAACGCGGUAGGCGCGCACUUGUUGGGGCUGGCUCGGUUUCGGGUGAAGCGGGGGAGCAAUCGUUUCGCCAAGCUAGGGCGGGGCGCGUGCUUGGGUGGGGGGGGGUGAGUCUGGUGCCAGGCUUUCGCCUUUAUUUCUUUGGUCAGAAUUUUCCGGGCAGCGUCAAUGGCAGGUAGGGACUUUUUUUCUGGCGGACACCGGCAACCGCUUCAGGGCUGCUUACGCUUGAGACGGGGCGCGGGCUCAUAGUGGCGGGCUUGUCGAUGUCGGGCGCCGUGAUGGUUACGAGUGGGGGAGAGCUUGACGCCGCAGGGUGAUUACGUAGGAGGCAAGCAGACAGCUUGCGGGGGCUUUCUGUCGGGGUCUUCGGGGUUGCUUUUGGGGAUGGUUUGCAGGCGUGGGCAGCGGCGAUAGCUCGGCGGGAAGAUUUCGGGGUCCUCGGGUUUGUUUGGUGGGUUCGUUUGGGGCCUCAGGUCAGUGACCCGAAAGCGGGCCGGAGGCCGGUCGGCGUGAGUUGGGUCCAUGUGUGAAGCUCUUAAAGGUCUCGGGCAAGUGGCCUCGGUCGGUGGGGUGUUGUCUGCGGCUGCGCGCUUGUCAGCAGCUGCGCACCUGUUGGCCAUAGGUCCACCACGCUGGGGCCUUUCCACAUUGUUGGACCGGCUUGGGCGUGCUCCUCUUCUGUUUUUGUUCCUCUGUUUCGCUCCGUGCCGUUGUCAUCGGCAUAUGCGGAGGCAGUUGAAAUGUGCCGGCCCGUGUGCUUCUUUCACAUUUCGCGCUCAGAAUGUAGCUAGCGAGAAGCCCCAUGGGGCUUGUCUUUUUUGAAUUAUUGUCGGCUCAGCGGUCGGGGGCUCUUCCGGUUCUGUGGUCGAGCAGGAUCUGCAAGCGCUUGUGGGCUUGUUGUUGGCGGUAAGCGUAGGCUUUCUCGAAUUACAACGCUGACCCCUUGUCGGGGUUGGUUGCUUGUUUUCUUUUCGCGUCUUUCGUUGGAUUUGUAGUCGAUAGAGAUUUGGUCUUGGGAAGCUGUAGCAAUCUUUUUCAGGCCAGGGACCACUCCUAUGCUAUGACACAAAAAAAAGCAUUAGUUCUAGAAAUUUGCGAACUCGAUAGAUGCCGCAACUAGGUGAGUGCCCUGAGUUGCCGCAAGCUAGUGGCGCCUUUCAACGGGCCGCAGAUCUUUGGAAUGCCUCGCGCGUUUUUGGCGCCUGAUAUCGGUGCCCGCGCUCCUCCUUGUCUGUGCCACCUGGUGGCACUGUGGCGCUUGCUGGAAUGCGCUUGCUGAAGUACCCUGCUCGUGUGGGGCUUCGCUGCGAUGCAGAUAAGCGGCGACGGCGUGGCCUCGUUAUUUACGCCCUGCGCGCAAGGUUCUACCCUACCCAUUCAUAAGGGCCCAACGCCCUGGCGCUUGUGCUGAGCCUAAAUUGUUAGAGCGUUUUUUCUAGUCCUGCUAUAAAAAGUGUCCUAUUGUUUAGGCUCAUUAGAGUCUGGAGCUUUGCGGGCUUCGAAGAAAAAAGCUCUAAUGCGCUUGAAGCAGCACCUUUUCAAACCCAUUAGGGCACUUCUAUCCCCCUUGCGAAAUGUUAGAGCGUUUCAAAAUAAUCCCCAAGGAUUUUCUGUCGCCUUUUAAUGCAGCUAGGGAGUGGGCCAGCGAUCUCCCAGGGGAAGCGUAGGGCCCGCAGCGGUCAGCUGGCCCCUGCUCUCUCGCGCCAUUUCUGACGCUGGUGCUGCACUGAAAAGGCAGACGGGCAGGCGGCUCCUGCUCUUGCUGGGGGAAAGGCGUGGACAGGGUGAACGCUUGGCCGUCUUCCCCAGAGUGGCCAUCGGCCGACCCCUCUAAAGAGCCACGCAGUUCCCCGGUAGGGGCAUGCGCAAUCGGUGCGGCGUCUACGUAUUUUGCAAAAAAUUAGGGCUAGCGCUUUUUUUUAUUUCAUAUUUGCCCUCCGCUACGAUUGGUGGGUGUGAUGCCUUACCGAAUGCGGAGCGGUUGCGCGUGCCGCGAGUUCCAUGCGCGUAAUAGAUAUAGAAUUUUCGUUUUUCAAGAGGAUGGGCUGUCUGACGAGUAACUAAGAGUCCGACCCGUCUCAGAGUAUACCGGUUCUUAGCAGUUCUCCUGCUCGGAUGUAUACUUCAAACUCCCGAGCAAGACACUUCGAAUCAUUUCUAAAAGGAAGGGGGGCGAAGAGGUAGUCUCUCACUGGAAUACUUGUUGCAGACAGCGGAUGAUUGCGUUAGCACGGGGUGGCGAGGUAAUAGAGAUAAGCACCGUGGCGAAGUCAUUUUUGAAAGGGGCACAGGCUUCGGCACGAAAAACACCAAGACAGCAUGCGUGUCUUCAGUACGUUUUUGA